Xyrichtys novacula (pearly razorfish) is the source of this 60112-nucleotide messenger RNA. Lineage: Eukaryota; Metazoa; Chordata; Actinopteri; Labriformes; Labridae. The record is from the annotation of a GenBank genome assembly.
AUGGAUUUAUGGAUAAAGUUGAUGUUGUUGUACAGCUGCUGCUAUGGAGCAAGUGCAGACUUUGAUGGGAGGUAAGAGUACAUGCUUGAUUUCACGGAUAGAUUUCGAUAGCGCUGACUUUGAUUAAGAGCCAGCUGCUAGAAUUUGAACAUUUCACUCCAAAAACACUCACAGUGGGUUUGUGCGGCUUUGCUCUGACUGGAGGGGCUUCAAACUUGAGCAUUAUUUAACCACCUUAAUCUACAGUGCUCGACUUUGAUGUGAAUGAAAACAUGUUGCUCCUUUGAAUCUGUCUGCGCUCUUGGGAGUACCCAGAGCCUUUGUGUAAUCCUUUUCAGUCUCCUUAACUUAUUUGUUGAAAACAGCCGUAUCCCAAGUGUAAAAAUGAACCUGGUAAAUCCUCAGAUAUCCUGCUGGGAGUGUUGACACGUGCAAACAAAGAAGGAAAAGACAGAAAGAAACCCUCACACCGAGUGGUGCUUGUCUCAUGCAGAUAUCAGGCUGAUUAUAAAGUGAUGUGACAGCAAAUCGCCUGGUGCUUCAUGUUCAAACAAGACUCAGAUGAAAUAUGUGCAGACAGAGGUGUGGAGACGUGCCAGACCCUGAAGAAUGCGAGUGUCCGAGAUUUGAAUCAGCUUAUAGGUGCAUGUGAUGAAUAUGAUGGAUGGUGCCAGCUCUUUUCUUUAUACAUGAUAAUAUCUAGAUGUAAUUUAGGUGUCAAUCAGGCACAUUCCACUCUUAAGAUUGAAAAGAUUUCUAUUAGAAAAGAAGGUAUGUUGUUCUGCUCAUUAUCAAGAUGCUCUGUAUGUAGUUUAAGGAGACCUAUCCUAUCUCUAAGUAAACAGUUAGGAUAGAUUUUGCGAGGGUUCAUAAUAUAAUUGGUGAGGAGUGCUUCCAAAUGUUGAGAGGUUCACAAACAGAAGAUGCAGCCAAGCAAUGGACUCUAUUUCCCCUCAUGCAUCUCUGUCAGACAGGCUGCUGAGCCCCAGAGCAGCAUCCUCCCUCAUGUUUCACUUGGUUGUAUGAAAAGAUUAUUAAAGUAAUUAUAAUUGGAGAAAGUGCACUUGUGUUGCAGAGAAAAAAAAAAGCCCCUUCAACCUGACUGCACCUGCUCACUGAUAGAUUUUGACACAUGGAGGUAUAUUUCCUUUUUUUCUCUCCCUCCCUCCCCUUGAGCUCUCUCAGUUCAGCUUUCCACUGUGUUCAAAAGUAUUUCAAAAGAGGCCGAUUUGGAUAUCAGUGGUUUAGGAGUGGAGUCAAAGUGUGUCUGUGCAGUAGAGAGCGAAUGAAAGGGAGCAGAAGUGUAACAGAAAACGGUAUUGUUACAAGGACACACUAUGUGAUUGCUAUUGAGGACAUUUUUUCUCUUAAUCACCAUGGAGAAGUGUCUGUGUGACAGGCCUGGUCUGAUAGGAUGUGUAGGGCUUACACUUUUAUUUCACGCAUUGCCUCUGUGUAAUAAUCAUUUACUCUAACCUAGCAGCAGCAUAUUGUACAUUAUUAACAACCCUGCUGAUGGAGUAGCUUGUCACCAUGACCAUAAUUUGCCAAUUUUUAUGGGCAUAAACUUGCCCCAGCCUGAGUCUGCGCUUCAGUUUUAAUUCAUUGAGAGAAUAUCCCUCGAGACCAAGCCUGGGCAAAAAAAAAAAUGCCAUUUAUUACCUGCUCUCCCUCACUUAUUGCCUUUUAGAGAGCGUUCCUAACAGGCUUAUCCAUCUACUCCUGAAGGGUCCCUCACAGGCAUCAUUGCCAAGAUCAUUUUGUUCUGCACAUAAUAUACUUAUACCUGCAAACAUGCGGCUGAAAACAUUGCAUUGUUGUUGCUGUUGCCACCUUUUGUUCUAACAGCCAAGGAACGGCUCAUUUCUCGUUGUGUUAAAACCAAGGGAAGAUUUUGCAAAAGAGAAAAAGGCAACAAAAAAAGAGUGGAGGAUAUUCUUUCCCAGUGAUGUCACUAAAGUGUUCAGUUCAACACGGCCAAGUAGCACAUACCAGACCUCCUCAGUAAUAAUCCAAAGCUGAGGACUGGUGCCAGGUUAUGUUGGCGUUGUAAUAUCAGACUUACAUUUGAGCUUUAGGGGGUGAGAAUUAGUGUGAAAAUACAGGCCAGGCCACAUCUUAUGGGUUGUCUGAAUUAAAAACUAAUACAGUUAAAGCUCUCUCAGUGUGAAAUAUCUACCUUUAUGAUAAGGAGAACUGCCAAACACCUUUUGAACGACCAAUAGAGUUAAUUCCAAGUGUAAUGUUAUGGAUGGACACCACACUGCACUGACUGGUAAUUCAGUUCUGCUUUGCCUCUUGAGAGAUAUCCGUUUAAGUACAGUAUAGCAUCAAACAUGACACAUGAACUACAUUACUACAUUGCAAACCCUUCAUAGAAAACUCAGUGGAUGGCAUUUAAACUCACCCCACUGCAGUGUUAUUAUCCUGUAGUGAAUUCAACCUCACCUUUUCAGGCUGCAUUUAAGGCAUUAUCAGCUUGCUCUUAGAAUACGUAACAUUGUACUUCAAAGAAAACAGCCUAUUAGCACAUGUUCUGCAGCAUUGAACCUGCUCUUAGACUCAUGCAUGAUAAGAAGGCACUUAUAAUUAUUGACUAAAUACCUCCUUCUCCUGCGCAGGUUAAAUGCACUUUAAGCACCAAUGCACAGCCUUGGGAGUGCGACCGCAAUGAAUCAACAAAAACUUCCUUUUAUUCAAAUAUAUUACAUUGAAUUUCAUAGUAGAGGUGUUUUGAUUCUCUGGCCACUUCCACUCUUUGUGUAAAAAUAGCAUUCCAGUCUAACAGGCCUGCUGAUAUUUCUCAUAUUGAAUCGUCACCUUUGAUGAUUGCCGAUAUCCCACAUGCUGGGAUAUGUGUUAAUGUGACAGUCUUGGCAGUGAGCACACAGGCCUGGCCGCAUGUGCAGCUGAGACGGUUCAUUAAGGACGUCUUAUGACUCCACUCACUCAUGCCCUUAGCUUUCGGAGGUUUUGCAGGCUCCGGCAAGUCUUGUUGCCCCAAAACGCACCUAUCAUCAUGCAAGGCUGUUUGUGAGGAAAAUCCUUUCCAUUGCAUGCUUCAGGAUGAGUUCACGGAUACAUGAUAGAGAGGUGGAUUAAAUUAUCAUCACUCUGAAUGAGGACUCCACCGUCAAGCUCCUCUGUGAGCGAUGGACUGACUCCUCCUCACUGUCAGGCGGGGGAAAUGGGCCAUCUCUGUAUCCAUUAGUGAAACAAUAGAAGAAGAAUGAAGUCCCCCACAGUGGAUAUCAACCUCUCAUUUUCUGCUGGAAGCACCUUGUCUGACAGUCUGUGCUUGAGCAGAGGUGUCACUCUGCAUGCGUGAAGGGUAAUAAUUAUAUGCUUGAGUUCCUCCAAGGCUUAGUGCAAUUUGGGAUGAUAAUUCAGAGCCUGAGGGUGAUGAAUGCAGGUAUUAUUCUCACAUCUAUUUGAUAUGCCAGAUUCCUGUUCAGUACAGAAUCACACUAAGGGUAACAUGAAUCUUUAAAAAAAAGGCCCUUUUUUGUGCAGCACCACCAUGACUUCCAUUGUUCACUCAGAUUAGUCAUAGUUUUCAAAAAUAAUCAUAAAUGUUUCAUUAGUGUUUUAAUGAACUGAGUUAAGUGCACAGUGUUCAGACUGUUUUUUCGGGCAAAAAUGCCACAGGCUGAAUUUUGCAUGAGCUCAGGGAAACAUGGAAGACAUGAAACAGGAUCUUAGUCGACUCCAUACAUGUUCAUGUAUAUUUAUACAAGUGUGCAGGAGACAGCAUGAGAGAGCUUCACUGUAUGAUUCAGCGCUAUAGGACCUGUUGCACCUUAUGAGGUUCCACCUUGCUUCUUAUAACCCCCCGCUGCACCUUACAGUCACACCGCCGACCAUCUGCUGUGAGCUCAUUGUCGUCACAUCAUGUACUCGGUGAACUGUCGUGCUGAUCCUGACAUGUUAAGGAAAUGUAAGGCAUGAAAAUCUAUUCACUUAUUUUGCUGAAGUUCUCCUGACAAAGAAAUUUUCACCUCUACCUUAUUCAUAUGUACUGCUACAGGAAAAACAACAAAAUAUGAGUCACAGAUUUGAAUUUUACAUGGCUGCCUCUUCUUUGGGUCGUUUUAAUUUAGUAAUAACCUUACUCUUCGUUGGCCUCUAUCCUCUUUAAUUAUCUAUGGAAAAAGGGAAGAGAACUGCAUCUGAGGUUAUUUGCAUUAUUGAUCAAUCUGCCUUUUUAUAAUUUUAAUAAAAUCUAGACACACAAAACAUCAAAAUACAGAGAAUUCAUUAUUUCCAAGAAUCCAGUUUGUAGUCCUUUUUGCAAACUUGCUUUUCAUGAAGACAGAUAUCCAAGAGCAAAAACACCACUUGCUGUUCGUGUUCAAUAGUCCUAACAGAUUUGAUCUAAAAGCGUCUGAAAACCCCCGUGAGGAGCUUUCAGUCUGUGUUGAAUUUCUGCAGAAAGUGUCAAAAGAGGCUGUUUCGACAGAAGGCUGGUAGUCUCAUUGUCUGACACCGACCAGGUGGUGGAGAAAACAUGCGUAGAAAUAAUUUUAUAGAGGCUCUCAGUCUUCUUUCUGGUGGUCUGGUCCAGGAAAGACAUCUCACUGGAGCUGAAAUAAAUCACCAAACAGACGAAUAAAAGGCAUGUUUUACCUCCUUUAUCAAUCAGCACUUGAAAAAAGACCAAAAUGAUUUCAAAUGAGGAUGUUUUCAUCACAAUCUUUUGAGGUAUACAGAAAAGCGUACAGGCCGGUGAUAUAAAACUGAGGUUAAUUAGCAGCACACAUUAUAUAAUCUCUCUAUAGCAUUAACACCUGGCAGGUAAAACAGCAAGAAGUGAUUUCAAAGCAACAUCAAAACUGCUGUGAGAAAUUUGUAGCCAGUAACAAAACAGACUGAAAUUAAUACUGAUGCCUCUAUUUGACCUAUAAAAGCCAACGACCACCAGGGAUGAGAUUCAUGGAUUCUGCAGGGUUAUUAUGAGGUCCAGAACUGCUGGUGGGUGGUGUGGGGGGGUAGCUGUCAGACCAUUGACAAAAAACUGCAAGCUGCUAUAACAGCUCUUUAAAAAAAAACAAAAAAAGAUUUAAAAUGAGUGUUUGAACAAAGCUUGGGACAGGCUACUACAUCAGAAAAAAAAAACACAUUUGAAGAAUAAAAUAAGCAAAGAGAAACAGGAGGGAUUAAAAUCAACGAUACAGACUAAAAUGAAAUCCAUGUCUUACUAAUUACCAAACUGUAAUUUUCAGACACUGGCCCCGGUAUUAGUGACAAGCUGCCAUUUAGAAUGAGCUUUUAUUUUGGUACAAUAAGUGUUAAAACAGAGGGAAAUAAAGAUUUUUACUGUUUUUACAACUUAAUUGAGUUCUUCUUCAAUCUUUAAGAAGAAAUCUCUGUAAUCCUUACAACUUUUCAAAGAACAGUUUAUAAAGAUGGUCCGUCUGGCAAGUGUAGCACUCCACCGGGAAUCAUUAGGUGCAUUGAUGACUUUUUAAUGCGAUUUAACUGCUGAGGAAUAUGAAACCAUUAGGUUACAGAGGAGCAGGUGCACCCAUAGCAGUGUGAACUUUUCCCACAGGAUGCCUCCAUAUUUUGAGAUAAUAAUUACCUCUCUCUCUCUCACACACACACACCCGAUGAGAAAAUUUAAAAAAGAAAAAAAAAAAAAACAGCCUGCAGUCAGCAGAUUAAUGUCAGGGGAGGUGAUGAAAUGUUUUUUAAGUUGUCACCAUCCUCAGAAUGAAGUGAGUUUUACCACCGGCGCAGAUAUUCUUGUUAUUUUCACGCUAGUUGAGAGAACGAAGGGACAGCUGCUGCCAUGUUUGGACAUGUGAGUCUAUAGGUGUGUGUGCGUGGGUCGGUGGCUGCAUGCACGUCAUUGGUAAAGGUGGUGGCAUCUAAACAUGGCUGCUGUCCAAGCUGCUCCUCUUUGCUUUUCUAUUCCUUUUUCAUUCUUUCUAAUUUUAGUUUCCUCUCUCUUGUUAUUUCUUUCCCCUCUUCUUUUGGCUUUUCUCUCAUGUUCUUUUUAUUUUGCUUCUUUCCUCUACCUCUCUUUUUUCAUCAGUUAAUUGAUUAGUAAUUAAUCCAUCCAUCCAUCCAUCAUCCAUCCAUCCAUCCAUCCAUCCAUUACUGCUCUCCCCUCCUCUCCUCUUGUAUCCUUCCUGCUCCUGUCUUCUGUCCUCUUCUCCCUGAUUUUAUCCUCUUCAUUUCUAUCCUCCCCUUUUUUCUCCUCCCCCCUCCUCUCAUCCCCGUUUUCCCCUUCCCCUCUCCUCUCCUUCCUGUUUUUCUCCUCUUCUCUUCUCCCUGAUUUUCUCCUCUUCAUUCCUCUCUUCCCUGUUUUCUCCUCUCAUCUUGUCUCCUCUGUUCUCCUCUUCAUUCCUCUCCUACUGUUUUCUCCUCCCCCCUCCUCUCUCCUCCUCCCUGUCCCCCCAUCUCUCCUUCCUGUUUUCUCCUCUCCUCUUCUUUCCUCUCCUCUCCGCUCCUUCCUGUUUAUCUCCUCUCCUCUCCUCCCUAUUUUUCUCCUCUCCUCUCCUCCAUGCUUUCUUCUCUCCUCUUCUCCCUGAUUUUCUCCUCUUUAUUCAUCUCCUUCCAUGUUUUUUUCCUCCCCUCUCCUCUCCUCACUGUGUUCUCCUCCCCUCUUCUUUCCUCUUCUCUGCUCUUCUCCCUGUUCUCCUCACCCCUCCUCUUCUCUCCUCUCCUCUACUCUCCCCUCCCCUCUGUGUUCUCCUCUCCUCUUCUUUCCUCUCCUCACCUCUCUGUGUUCUUCUCUCCUCUCCUCUCCUCUCCUCUGCUCUUCUCCCUCUCCUCUCUGUGCUCUCCUCUCCUCUCCUCUCCUCUCCUCUGCUCUUCUCCUUCUCCUCUCUGUGUUCUCCUCUCCUCUCCUCUCCUCUCCUCUUUCAUCUUCCCUGCUCCUCCCUGGCUGACUGGCUGCCUCACUUCUUGCCAGGCAGCAGACAAACAUUUUCCCUGAAUCUGCCACUCUCACUUAGCAUCCAUCUGGGUUUUUUUCCAGUGAGGUGAUUGGCAGCGGGGGCAAGCAUUAGCAUUUCCUCAUCUUGGCAUCGAGACUCUAACAGGCAGGCAUAGCGGUAUAAGAUGUGAUUUGAAUACUGAGCAAAAACAUAAUUUAGAGAGAAGUAUCUUUUGUCCAAAAAAAGCCUAAUGAGAGGAAUCUUCCUUUGUGUUGAUACUAGAUUUUUGACUUUUCUGCCUGUCUGUACAGCUUUAGAAAACAAAGUCUAAUUAUUUCACUUUCAUGUAUUUAUAUGAUUGAGUUAUUAAUAUAAAGUCUCACAAGCUGAGACCUUUUUAAUAACAAAGCAGUGUAGUUUUUAUCAUGGAGGUAGAUAGUUUUCCUAUUUUUACUGGUCUGUACUGUCUCCUCAUUCACGUCGCUUCGGCUCGUUUCUGGCAUCAUCUUAGAGCCAGCCUCUCUUGGAAUGCAUCUUGGAUUUUCAACAGUAUCCUUAAAUGGACUCAUUCCUUCGCCCCAUUCUCUCCAUAAAUAUGUGGUGAGCCUUGGUACAGAUAAAAAGGUAAUCCACAUGCUCUGUCUGCCAAGAAGCUAUUUCUUGCUCUGAGCUGAAUGGAACAUGGUGUAACAAAAACAUCCGUCUGUAAUUUCUCUCUGUGAAAAUGUAGUCCUGUAAAAACACCAAUACCUGCCCUUUCUGUCUGUAGAGGAGUUAUAGUGCACCUGCUGUCACCAAACGUCUGCUUGAUUCUUUCUACUUGUAAAAGAGAUAUACACAGAAAUGUGUAAGAGAUAAAAGGUUUGCAGGAGAUGGAAAAUGUAGACUUUCUUUUAUAGGAAGCAGGGUUAGGGUUAGGCAUAUACAGUACAGCAUUCGAUCUAUUUCACUGCAGGCCUCAUGAUGAACAGAGCAGUGAAUUGAGUGUCAGUGGUGCACUGAUUUUACACAGAAGGCUGUACUUAUUGAGUCUGGCAGCCUUUCAACACAGGUCUCCACUUUGACAUCACACAAACCAACUCCAUCUGAUGUGCCAUCAGUUUGAUUUCCACCAUGCCAAAAUCGUCUGCUGAAGGGGAGCAGUGAGAGGACAGAUUUCAGCUCUCUGAGGAAAUGAAGUGAGAGUUUUUUAUCUCAUGAUAAGUCUUUUAAUCAUAUAUCUCAAAGUGAUGGUUUUACAUUUAAAAAUAAACUUCACAAGUAAAGUUUUCGUCAUGUACCAGACAUUUACAUUCAGGCCAGACUUUUAAAAAAUUUGCGCAGAGUAAGUGUAGCGACUGCUUUCCUUCAACAAAAAGGCCGCUGGGGUUUAGGUUCGCUUGCAUCUGUGACUCGUUCAAUUAUCAGUCCCUUUUGAGUGUUAAAAGUGGUUUAUAGUUCCGAAAAAGAAAAAACACAUUGAUCCAGGUCUAAAAACUUCUGCCUUCAAAUGAAAAAAGUGUUAUGAUAAAAUGAGGUUAAAACUGGAUGAGUGAAACAGUCAACAGAAAAUUAUCAGAGCUGACCACAACCCAAUUGUCUGACUACACCGGUGAGAUUUACAUAACCUGCCAAACAUCACAAAACCACACCCCUCAGUGAUGAUCCCUGGAAGUGACUUACCUAGUAAAAAAUCGUACUCUGAACAAAUAUAAUUUUGGCUCCUACAGUAAGGUUGGUGUUAUCUGUCUAUCUGUCUGUCUGUCUAGUUUCUCAAUAAAGAGAGCUCAUCCAGGCUCAUUUACACAAACAAACAAAACAAAGGUCAAUGAUCAUGUAAUGGUCAAUCUAAUACAAACAGAAAGUUUAAAGUAAAGUUUGAACAUUUUUUUUUUAUCAUCAAGCAAAAUGGAUUAUAGUAUCACUUCUAUUUCCAGCCUCUUCACUGCUGACUUUUUGUGAUUAUGAUAGUUAAUAGACCAUCUUUGCAUUGUGGAGGUUGAAUAUGAGAUUAUGACAUUUUUGUAUCACUGCCCAACAUUAUAAUGAACAAUUAAAACAUCAACACUUCUCUUCUUAAAGCCCAACCAGGAUGAAACAGAAGUACUCAUCACUGGUUCAAAGGCUCAGAGAGAAAAAAAGGCCUCUACACUCAAUAAGCUUGGACUAAAUUCAAGCCAAACAGCAAAAAUUUAGGGGGUUUUAUUUGAUUCUGAUUUUAAUUUUAGACCACAUGUGCGCUCUGGGAGCAACACAGAGAGGUUACUGCAUGUUUUAAGAACCAGCAGGCUAGACUGCUGUAAUGCUCUCCUUACUGGUCUAUUGACGAAAACCAUAAACCAGCAGCAGCUAAUCCAAACUCUUGCAGCAAGAGUGCUGACUGAAACCAGAAGGACAGAAGGAGAGCACAAAUAACUCCUAUUUAAAAAUCUUUGCACUGGCUGCCUGUUAGUUUUUGUAUUGAUUUUAAAGUUCUUGUACUUGUGCAUUGACUUGCACCAGACCACAUCUCAGAGAUGCUUUUAGUUUAUGAACCAGGAUGUCCUGUUAGUUCAUCUAGCUCUUCUCUUUUGACUGUUCCUCACAUUUGAACUAAAACAUAACAGUGUCAUUGUCGUGAUUGGAAAUUUGCUCGUAGGUAAGAUUAAGGUCAAUGUGUAGGUACAAUGUACAGUGAGUAGGUGAUUAUGCACCGACCCCAUGCAAAGCUAGCCUUUAUAUAACAUUAAAUAUCUGACUUUAUACUCCUAACUUGAUUCGCUUCCCCAGAAAACAUCUGAAACAAUCAAUUAUGCAAGUACUUCUUUUUUGUUUGCCAGACAGAGUUUUGUUAACUUUGCCUCAGCUUUUGUUUUCCCAAGCAGGAAAAUGUAAUGAUUCAUGGAAGUACUUUGAAGCCUCCUUCAAAACAGCACUAAGAAAGACCCCUGCUUUUCAUUUGGACAUUUUAAUUGGCUAUGAACUAAUUAUGUUGUCCUGUCACAGGUGGCCACGACAGAUGGCCUCGUCCAAUGGCCUGUGUCGCUAUGGUGCCCGGGUGGACUGCUGCUGGGGAUGGACUCGCCGCUCCUGGGGUCACUGCCAGCGUGAGUGCCACCGUGCUUGCUGCUGCUGCUGGGUGCAAACAGGGCUAAUAAGGUUGCCAGGUUUCAAGCUGGGGUCAAAGAUGCUAUUAGACAGAGGAGACACUGUGAAGCCACCACAGUGAAACCAGAACAGGCUUGGGGAAACACACACACACACCUGACGCACACAUGCAUAUGCACUUAUUGUUAGAGCAGAUGCACACAGCUAAUGGGGCAUCACACCAGAGAUAAUCUGUAAGUAAAGAUUGAUGGUUAAGGCUGGUAGGACAGGAGAACCAGCUGAUGUUUAUUUUCACUCUGCAGGUGGUCUUAGUGAAGGAGAAGGUGUAGCCGCAGGUGGGAACAUUCAGUACCAGACUAGAGAUUGAUUACGGUCACAGCUUUCAUAAAAAAUCAGGUCAAGCAGUGAAAACACAUUUUAUGUCAUCAGGUGUGUAGACCUUGACUCUUACAUACGUAUAUUCAGCCACACAGAUGAAGGAUUCAGAGGAUGUCUCCUUUCAAUACCACAUGCCUUUAUGACAUACCAGCACAUAACAUUUGCAACAUGUUUACAUUGUGUAAGGAUGCUAUGCUCUUCUGUAAUGCUACUCCAGGGAGGCGUGGAUAUAGUUUGGUUUUCAAAUCUGGCAUGUUGCCCAGCGGAUCCUCUGUGCGUCUCGGUGUCUAUGCUGGUGUAGCUGCUCUGCUUCGCUCUGGAGGUUUACUUAAGAAGGGGUUAACACAUAAAUAGGCCUUUACUGCAGCAGAAUUCUUGCAAAUCUCAAUUUGAAGGGAUAUUUAUAAUUUCCAAGAAGUUGUUUUAUAGAGAUGCAUGUUUGAUUGCCAAGAGUCAGAUGAGGAACUCAGUUCUAUUCCUAUAUCUGUCUGUUAAAUAUGAAACUACAGACAGAGCCAGGCGAGCAGUUUCUCACUGUUUACAACCAUUAAGCAAAAUUAACUGUGUUUUAGCAGUAGUAGCUUCAUAUUGCGAUAAACAAAACGGAGCUUUGUGUUUGCUUGACCUUACCUGAUGCAGGAUUUUUCUGUAGACUGUGCAGAAACUUUGGAAAAAAUAUGACUACAGAUAAAAAUACAAACGGUUCCUUGACAAAAACUGUUCUAAAAAAUGUAACUUUAUCACAAAAAGUAAUAGUUUUGUGGUGCACAUCACCCUUGGCUCCUAAACCCACUAAGUCAAAUUUCUUGGAGUCUAGAUUAACAUACCUAAACACUGUAAGGACUGAUGUUGUCUUUCAUGUAUUCACCUCAGUCUGACCUAAACUGGACUAAGCGUUCUCUGCAUGCUCCACGGUCUGUACGCAUACAUUUGCUGAAGGCAGCUGGGUAUGAAACUAAAUCUCCACCGAAGGAGACAGAGAGGAAAUCCGGAAAGACGCAGCUGUCACAUCAUAUAUAUAUUAAAGUUCCAGAGCUGUAAAGUUGUCCAUGUUUUCACCCUUCAGACAACUAAUCAGUCCUUGGUACAGACAGAAGUCCCGUUAGACUGCCUGAUGAAGAUAUAACCAUGGCUCAACCAAACUACAUGUAAACGUGCUUCACUGUCUGCUUUAUGUGCUGCAAACAGUGUUGAAAGAUCACUGCUGAUAAAACUGGCAGAUGGCACAAUUUCUGAACUACUUUAAAUGCUUUUUUUUCUGUUAAAGACCGAGGCAUAGAUACUAAUAUGGCCGUCUGUAAUUGACCAUUGACUGUCAUUAAUAUCCAGCAUGCUAGUUAAUAUUUAAUAUUGAUUUCCUCAUCUAAGUCUGCAGGAGAGAAAUCAAGUAUUGCUCUUGUUGCUUUAUCUUGUACCCAUUAACUCAGACUCUGUUUUUGUUUCCACUGCUCGGCGUCACACUCCCUCUACAAAUUACUUUCAAUCAGUCAUCUCUGCCUUGUAGGGCUUUCUGAUCAAAAGUUUGACAUUUCAGACACCGCCACAGGGUGAUGGCAGAGUUUUUCGAGAUGAAACGCGCAUUAGUCAUCAGAUCAAACAGACCAUGACUACGACAAACACAAGACGUAGGCAGCAAAGUGCGUUUCAUUACUGCGACCACUUAUAGAAUAGAAAAGGGAAGACUGAACAGCUGCCAUGUAUACAUUUAUUGCUUUAAAUGGAGAUGCACAACACAAGAUAAGCUAAGAGGAACUUAAUUUUCAUCCUUCAGUUUAUUUACCUACUUUUGAAUGUCCCCAUCCUCCUCUGGAGUUCUUUCUCUCUUUGCAGGGAUCCAAUUUUUCAUCUUUUAUUCCCGUUAAAGUCACAUUUUUCUGUUGCUGCCUAUCUCACAGCAGCCCCUCCCCCUACAAAACAGUUCAGGGAAGCAUGUAUAGUGGAAACACAAAGCAGAACAUGGUACUGUAUCCCUCUGAGGUCUUAUAGAUGGGACUUACUGUAAGCUCCAGGUCAUGGGUUGUGAAAUCGCUGCUGCAGAAAAGACCUAAACAUGAAAAUUCAUGAAGAUGCAUGUUGCUCAGGGUUGUUGAUUAAUACUUUGUGUUCCUCAUUAAUGAAAUUACCAUACUUUGAUUUAUGUACUUCUGUGUAUUAGCUCAUUGUGCUGUGCUUAAGCUGACCUUUGUUUAACUCAUUGUGUUUUGUAUAUUUUUGUGGGGAAUAUGUCACACACUGCUUGUUUGGCCGAGAGCUCUGUGCUGCUUCGGCUAAAAGAGAGCUGAAUUUGCUGGGGUUCAGGAGCUGUUUUUCACUCCAAUUCUGUGUAAAAAUGGCAGAGUGCCAUUAUUUCACUUCAUGUCGGAGUGUUUUGGAAGAUUUCUUAUUUUGUUCUGGAGAACACAAACAGGCUCACUUGAGUUCACGGCUCUAGUGUUUUGUAUUCCUUUUAGCUCAGCCAGAUUAACCUUAGGUCUUUGCUAGACAAAUGUGCUUUUUAUCCACCUCUGCUUCAUGACGACUAGAAACAAAAUAUGAUAAUUUUAUUCUUGUAUAAACACUUGGAGUCAGAAAACAAGUUAUGCCAGUGGCUUCUGGGACAGACGGGGGCUGAUUUUAUGGCUGUUAAUCUUAGCUAUGUAUUGUUUUUCUAUGAUAGCUGGCCUCUCUAAAAACUCUCUUACCUUUUCCCAAGGCCUUGACACUUUAACUACACAAUAUGUGCUGGUAUGAUCUCAGCAAAAUCCCCAUUGUUUUACCCAGACAGCUCAAAUGUAUCAUUUGAUAGUAUUGUUUUAACACGGGGCCAGGAGCAGCAGUAAUCCUGGCAGGAGUCAGACAUCUCAGUGCCCAAUGUCUCCCAGUGCAUCUGUGCCGGGCUCUGUGCCUUUAAAGCUUCUCAUCCAUGUUCAGAAAAUACAAGUUGGACUAGAUUUGGGUUUUGGGGUCAGGACAAGAAAGACAAGGAUGACUUCAUUAGAGAGAGAGAGAGGCUUGGAUCAUGAAAUAAGACAAGAUUCAUGGUCUCAUUUUAUACUUACUUAAAUCCAAACAAAAUAUUAGAUAGCAGCCGCAGCAGCAGCCCGCUUUCAUUUUGCUUUCAUAGCUCCUAAAAACACAGCAUUUAUUAGCUUUGGUCUUGUGUAUUUGACACUAAAUUAAGCAGAGUCAGAUAAAAGAAAAAUGCUUGCAUCAAUUACUCCACCAGCCAACCAGCAGUGUGUCAACAUGUUUUCCCUUUGUUGUUCUGGAGUCCCACAUGUUCCCCAUCAUCCCAAAAAUAACUGCUAAUUUUGUGCCUAACCACCACAUCAAUCUGCUAUAGAGUAUAAGCCGCUGCUCUGUUUUUUUUUUUUUCCUCUUUUCAACAAAAUCAUGCCUGCGCUGUGAGUUAAAUCACUGGCUGAGUGCUCGCCUUAAUGCUUUCAAAUGCUCCUGACUGGGUGCACAGCACAAAUCCACUCACUUGAGACCACAAUUAGUAUUCCAUCAAGUCAGGGAGGUUCUGAUUUAAACCUUCAGGGCGGGCGCUGGAAGGUAUGGUAAAGAAAGGAAGUGCAAUCAUACGUGAGUGUGUGUGCACCUUUUUGUUUGCAUGUGUGUGAGAGGAAGCAGUCAUUACCGAUUUCAAGAUCUUGGCUAUAAAAGAGUUUAGAUUGGAGUUGUAUCAGACUAUCCUCAAAAGAAUGCGAUACGCCAUGGAUCAAGUUGGUUCCUUUUUUUUUAUCAAUCAAAGCUCACAAACCGAAAAGAGGGAAGAAAAAAGGACCAAAAGAGGGGGAAAGUGAAAAUCCUGCAGUGUAAGGGAAACAGUGUAGAGGUUACAGGAGUUAGAGAUGAUUACUGUUGGAGCGGGGGUGUGACAUCAGGACAGAGAGAGAGAGAGAGAGAGAGAGAGAGAGAGAGUGAGAAAAUCAGGCAGAUGGAGACAGAGAGGGGAGCUGUAGAUUUAUAGUAAACUGAGGCUCCACUCAUAAUGUUCUGACAGGCCAUCCGGCAGGCAGAGCCAAACCGAUUCUAACCAGCUGCCAUCGGGCUCCUUUUACUGCCAGUGUGACAAUUUGAGCGUUUGUUCAUCAAUUGUAUUUCCAGUUUAAUCCAGUAAUUAGUCACUUCCAACGAAAACAAAGAACAACCAAUCAACAGGUCAAUCCCACGAGUGUUUGUGCCAAGCAGUCUGUCCAGGGUGUGUCCAGGAGGGCUGACAUUAAAACCAGCAAUUUGGACUGUUUCAGCGGGUAGUCAGUACAGAAGGUCAUUUUGAAUUUUAAUGUAAGAUUUCUUUCUUAAGACUCACCUGUUUCAUAAGACAGAUAUGUAGGAGAGGAAUCAGUCCUUGAGAAAUGGCAAGAUAACGCCUGCACAUUGUCUAACUGUCAAAAGCACAUUCACUGGCUUCAUUUCAGCACCUAAACGCUGCCAAUUAACCUGUCACUAACAGUGCGCAGGAGUUUGCUUGCACUAAGUACUUCACGGCUCUAUUUUUGUGCCUCGCUGGCGGCUUAAGUCGGGUCUGCUGUGCCGAUGAGGCACGCCCACGCGCACUUUGGUAUUUUGGUGAGCGGCGCAAGUAGCCCCCCUCUCUAACUCAGCUCCUCCCAGCGGCACAAGUAAGGUAGAGGUAGGGGAGAAGGCGUGGAAUGGGUUUAACAUAGUCGAGUCCUAUUUUCACCAAUCACAUCAGCUCCUCUCCUCACCCUCCAUUACCGGCAAGGUGUAUUUCAAAUUUCGUGAAGUAGUCUGAGAGAUCAAGAGAUAGCGUAAGACAGCAACGCCACAAGAUGGCGACAAGACGAAGCCCCUCAACAAGUGUCUUGGUAAGCGCUGUGGAGGGUGUCUUCCGCACUCACAAAUAAGCACAGAGGGGUUUGAUGGGUGGAAGGUUGGACCCACUGGUAAGACAACCAACCUUUUCCACAAAUAAAGACAAUCACACCAAGUUGCAUAUAUUUAAACCCCAAAGACAAAGUUGGGUUGUGUGCACAGAUCACAAAAUAAAUCAAUUAUUUGCUGAAUAUUAAGGAUGUGAGAACAUUAGAUCGACCUCCCCCUACUGCGCCGACACCCCCAGCUUGGCGCACCUCAAUGCACCUCAGUCUACCAAAAUACCAAACUAGCCUUGCGCCAAAUAUAGAGCCCUGUGGUGUGACUUUGGACCCAUAUCUUCUUUUGGAGCCCUGAGAAAAUAAGGCUCAGCUCACUGAAAUAUUACCACCCUGUUGAGUUAAUAGUCACACACACAGACCUAAUACAUUUGUGUGCAUGUGUGUUAAGUAAAAUUCAAGAGGACUUCAGCUAAGAGAAAUUUAAGAAGAUAGAUAAUCAUUAAAAGAUGUUUGACCCUGACGAUGACGGAUGAGCAUCACAAAUUGUAGGCAUAUCAACAUCAAAAUCAAAUCUUCCUCUUUUUAAUGAGUUUGCAGGCAUUUUUAAAAUCAAAUCAGCGCAGCCUCUCUAUAAGUGCCAGCACAUGAGGGAUCGACAUUCUUGAUAAGAGAAAAGACUGAUUAAACUUAUCUCAAUGUCUUUCAUUGACGUCUCGUUAGACUUCAUUUUCCAGUUGUAUCUGACAAUAAGAUGAUAUUUAGAUGGAAUUUGAGUUCAUGACUGAAUUCUAAGUGGUCCUUUUUGUAUAGCAACUACGGAUUCUUCUGCGUUGUUGCUAUGGCCAUGUGUGGAGUCAUUGCUAAGAGAUCAGACCCCCACACAAGGUGGACUGACACUGUAGUCACAGAAAUAAAUAUCAAAACUCUGAUUGGACUCUAAUUGGGAAUAAAAUGAGACAGUAAUCAGCACGUCUUAAAAACAGGGAUAAGAGCAUGAAAAGAUUUGAAUUGGCCUGCGGUUUCCUUUGAAAGAUUCAUUAGGUGACUCUGAAAUUUCUCAAAGGGGUUUUGUUUGACUCUUGUCUUCUGAAAGACUUACAAAGAGAAGAGUGAAUAGUGACUGCAUAGUGAAGGAACCGGGUAGAAUAUCACCUCCAUAUUAGAUAGAUCACGCAUUAUAAUUUCUUCAGAGCUCCUGGUGGGUUUAAAAUCCAUUGAAGCUGGGAUUGCUUGUGACUGAGCUCAGUCUUUGUUUAGACAAAUGGUGAGGACAGGAUUAAGGCAGGACUUUUGAAUAAGUAAUUGAAGUUAACAAGACAGUGAUGAAAGAGGAGAAGUGAUAUCUCAGUUUAAGUUAUUCACUCUAUCAUGACAGUCUGCGCCGUCUCCUUGAGACUUUGGUUUUCUUUCAUGACCACUGGGCUGUAAAGGCCUGUGUGGAUGUGAGCCUUUCCCUCUGCAUGCACUAAUAAGAUGAAAACAAAUGGGAGGGUUUGCUUAGAGAAAUUAGAGGGGAUAUAAACAGAAAUAAAAGGCACGGGUUUAGAGUUACUUGAUGUAAUUCAAGCUCUAAUGGUGCUUCAUUUAAAUGGGGAAAAAAAAACAAUCCGUCAGCAGUUAGGAAGCUGCAGCCUUUAUCUUUAUAUCAAAGCAAGUGAGUUUUAAUUCAUUUGAAUAAUUUUGUAAACAAGCAGCAACUUGCUGUGUUGAAAAAUGAAGCCAAUGCAAAGUGCAAAAAAAAAACAAAAACUGCUAUGUCCACUUUAGACCGGUGCCAGAAAAACCCCAGUUGGCCCCACAUUAAAAUGUCUAACUCUACAGCAGAACUGUUCUGCACCGGGUUGCACCAGCUGUACACAAGUUCAACUGUAGUUUAGAUGUAGUGUCUUAUUUAGGACAGAGCUUAUGUACUGCUUAUAUGUAAGUAGUUGCACCGUCUGAUGGUGCAACUCCCACAGUCAUGGUCAGUUGUUUUUAAAGAUUGUAUAACUUUGAGGAUGAGGAGGAGCAGAUGAUUUCACCUGCUGUAUGUUGUCUGCACUGCACUCUCUCUCUCUUAGGGAUAUAUAAUGAGUUAGAUUUGUGCUACUGCUCUCACUCUCUAUGAACAAUAAGCAGAACAUCAGGAUUAAAGAUUUCAGCAUUAGGUGUGUAUGUUGUUACUGGGUUUGUGUAUAUUAAAGCUCAAAGUCAUGCAUAUUUAUGCACAAUCAGAGUCAGGGCAGGUUUGACUGAUAGGUGAGCUCUGUUGCAAUUUCUCAGGCAACACAACUAUGGCAUCAACUCCACUACUUUGUUCCAUUUUCUUAAAUAUCCAUUAACAUUUCUUAUAAUUGAUACCAAAACAGAGUGAACUUUGGUACUUUAUUUUUUAAAUUUCAACCGAAUUAUGAAACAUCCAAACUUGACCUCUUUUUCCAGAGGCAACUGGGAAUAUGUGUGACUCCAAAACUCCAGAUUGUGUUUAUGUACAGGUUCAUCACAAUAAAUCUAAAGAUUGUCAAAAAAAUGAUUUAUUUCAGUGACUCAUUUCAAAAAGUGAAACUCAUAUUCAUCACACAGAGACAGAUAUCUGUAUUUCAAGUGUUUAUUUCUUUUCAUUUUGACGAUUCUAACUUACAGCAAAUGAAACCCGAAAUUUAGUAUCUCUGAAAAUUUGAAUAUGUGAAGAAUUUCAACAUUGAAGACUUAUGGUGUCACAUUGUAAUUAAAUGAUCAACUCAAAACACCUGCAAAGGUGCAGUGAGCCAUUAAAUGGACCACCAGUUUGGAUCAAUAGGUCACACAAUCAUGGGGAAGACUGCAGACUUGACAGAUGUCCAGAAGACGAUCACUGACACCCUGAACAAGAAGGGUAAGACAUGAAAUGUCAUUGCUGAAGAGGCUGGCUGUACACAGAGAGCUGUAUCCAAGCACAUUCAUGGAAAGUUGAAUAGGAGGAAAAAUGAGGGGGCCAAAGGUGAACAAGCAACACAGAUAACUGCAGCCUUGAGCAGAUUGUGAAAAGAAGCCCAUUCAAGAAUUCAGGGAAAUUCACAAGAAGUGGACUGCUGCUGGUGUCAGUGAUUCAAGGGACAUGGGCUUCCACUGUCAAGGUCAGUGUUGCCAUCUAUCAGGGACUUUUAGAGCACUUCCGCACCAGCUUUAUGGAGAUUCUGAUUUCAUUCUCUAGCAGGACUUUGCACCUGCCCACACUGCCAAAAGUACUACUACCUGGGUUAAGAAUCGUGGUAGCCCUUCAAUUGAUUGGCCAGCAAACUCAUCUGACCUAAACCCCAUUGAGAAUCCAUGGGGUACUGUGAAGAGGAAUAUGUGAGACCCCAGACCCAACAAUGCAGAAGAGCUGAAGGCCACUAUCAGAGUAACCUGGGCUUCCAUAACAUCUAAGUAGAGCCACAGACUGAUGGUCCCCAUGUCACGUUAAGAAAGCCCCAACCAAGUAUCGAUGGCUAUGCAUGUUCAUACUUUUCAGUAGUCCAACAUUUUAUGUGCUUAAAAUCCCUAAAUUGGCUUUUCUGAGAUACUGAAUUUUGGGUUUUCAUCAGCUGUAAGUUACAAACAUCAAAAUGAAAAGAAACAUCUAAAAUAUAUCAGUCUGAUAGUGAUGAAUCAAUAUAAUUUAUGAGUUUUAUUUGUUGAAUUGAAUCACUGAAAUUGAACUUUUUGAUGAUAUUCUCAUUUAUUGAGAUGCACCUGUAUGUACAGUAGGUGUUUGUGUGUGUAUGAGUGUGUGUUUUGAGUGUUUAUUUUUUUAAUCCCCAGGAACAUUUGCUUGUCACAAUGACCUGGCUGUGCCCUCUAACAUCAUGUUCAUGUUUUUUUUUUUUUCCUCUCACACUCUGAGCAAUGCCUGCAACCUUUGUGUGUUUGGCUAUUUGUUUUGCAGCUCUCUUCGCCUUAACUCACAGAGUAGCCGGGAUAAGGUGCCAGCCCCAAGGUUAGCUCACCAUGUUUCUUCAAAUAAUCUUGCUGGACAUGUAUUGCUGGGGGCAUAUCCUCUGAAUCCUGAGCUCACUUACUUAUUUAUAGACCCAAACCCACCCUUUCCACACACACACAUGGGCACCCAUACACACACACACAUCACUAAAAAUGCCUCAUGCCCCUCGGCUGCAGCCACUUUCCUCCCUCUGGCCUUAUAGAAAAAUGCAAACAGCCUUCACUCUGCAGACCUGGUUUUACCUGCAGCCAUGUCGAACAUGAAUUAUGCUGAAACUCUUUGGUGUCUUGUUAAGAUUCAGCAGCCCGUCUCGUCCACCCCUUUGGAAUGAUAAUGAAACCCCUGGAGCUGAAAUCCAUAAUGUUUUUUAAUUAAUCUAUCAGUAAUAUAUCCAUCUGUACAGUGCAGUGUAAAAAGCUAAGUAUUUACGGUGGUUGGAGAUGCUUUGCAUACAUAAACAUAUGGAAAACGGGAGCAGGAUGGAGCAUGCAAACACACUUCAUCACUGGUAUGACAUUAUGCAGCUGAUGUGUGACAUUCUCACUGCAUACAAACUACAACAACACAAGUUCAACUACAGAUGAUCCAUCCUUCAAACAGGAAAAUUAGUCUCAAAUGUGUUCAAUAAUUGAUCAGCUGAUAUGCUAAGUUAUGUUAAGGCAUUAUUAAUUGAGAAUAAAAUACAUUAAUAUGGAUUUAGCAUUCGUUUUUUUCUGACUUUGACAAAUACUUAAAAGUUUUGGAUAAUGGUCUGACAAAUGAUCAUUUCCGAGCAUUUCCAUCUAUUUUACAGGCAGAGCAAUGAUUUGAUUAAGCUGAAAAUAUAAUAAUCAAAUACACUCAUGAUGAAAUAUUCAUAAUAUGUAGCCUCAGGUAAUUGCUUUGCUGAUUGUGAGAUGAUGCAACUUGUAAUUAACAAAGGCAUGCUUCUCCCAGCUCCUUUUGAUAAAUGAAUGCAAUGCACUGUUAUCCAUUUACAGAGAAUACUGUCUUUUGUGUUAACAUAAGGCGCCAAUGAGCCAUCAGUAAAUCAAAAGAAUCUGUGUCAGCAGCGCUAAAUUAUCCUGAGGAUCGGCUGAUGUAAACUACAGAGAAAAUGUGUCAUCACUUGGCAACUUUUGAUGGCAUUUAAGGAACGAAUGAGGGACAUGUGUGCUAUGUUUGGCCAUCCAGCUGGUACGACCAUUUUUAGUCCUGCGUGUCCUCUGCCGCCGUUAAUGAACUUCUCUCUCUCUUUCUGCCAGACCAGAGGCUUAAAAAUACCCUCAGAGGCCGAGCCUGCUGAUAUCCGCCUCUGAUCCUGCUAAUCAAACCCUCGCUAUGUAGGAGAGGAACAAAAAGAAGUCCAUGCAGCUGCCCACUAACUAACAAGAUCAGAGGCUUUCAUUUUAUCUCCAGACCAGAGCGAGCGCCAAUAAACUUCCUCUGGAGUGCAACUCUUUUCCUCCAACAUAUUUUGCCUUCUUUAAUUUCUGCUCCCAAACUCUGUCUGUUCAGAGUGUUCACAGUAAAGCUCAUAUCACAGGCCUCUCAAAGUAGGCUAACAAUCCUUUCUUUCUAUUAGAUUACAAAGCUUAAUAAAGUAGAAUGAGUCUGGAGAUGUUAUCGACUCCAGUUUAAGGAUUCAACACAUACCUUUGUGCCUUUGAAUUCAAUCUGAACAAUGUUGCAGACUGAAACCCGAGGAGCUAAAGAUGCUUCUCUGUACGUUCUCGAGUAGAAAUUUAUGAAAGACUGCACUUUAUAAAUAGAGUAUUAUUCAAUCUUUCUAUUCUGUGUCCCUCAGCGUUAUGAAAGAAGCCUUCACCAAAUUGAUUAUAGUUGAAAACAUGGAGCACUUAUUUUUCACGGUUUAAUGCAAACUUCAAAACCACUUAGUUUCGCAGAAGAGAUGAUAGGUGCAUUAUGCAUGCAGUAGAAAUUUUAUAGCGAAUGCACAAGCUGGUCAAGAGUUUACAGAACAGACUCCACCAUAUGGCAGUGUGGGCUCAUCCGAGUCUAAGUUCUAAAGGUGGAGUGGGUUUUGUAAAGAAGUUAACAUAAUGUAAAAUCUGUUCAGACCCCAAAGAUGAUGUCUGUCCUCAUUUGUGAAAUAAGGAGCCUGGGAAAUUGGCUCUAGUUCAGUUUAGUUGGACAAAAAGGAAUAUAAAUUCUUCAUGGUGGCGAGAUCCACACCGAAAUUUAGGACCUUGUACAAACACAAAGUCGCCGGAAGAAAAAAUCAUUACUCCUCUUUCAUUUGGAAGCAAAAAGGCUUCAGCAAAUUAAAGCACAUGUAGUACUCAGUGAAGUGGUUUUCAGACUAAAAGGCUUCUCAAUUUUCCACCAAAUGUAACUGAAAUAUUGAGUCUAUUCUUUUUUUUACUCUCCUUACAAAAGUAAAACAUGUCACACCAAAAGUAAAACCCUCUUGUUUGAAAUUACAGUUCCAAGAAAAAUGUUGUCUGAAUUUUGUAAAGCAACACCAAUACAACAAUGAAGUAAACAAAACAAGAACAUGGCCACAAACAAAACACCACCAUCAGACCUCGCCAGAUAUGCUGGGAGCAACUCCUCUCUUUAUAUCUCUCUUACACACAGACACACAUGUAUGUUCUGCCUCCUCCACCGCAGCGAUAAUUAAGUCCUCUGAUUGCACUGUAUUAUGACAGAAUUAAUGAAGCUUUUAAUGAAAAUUAGUAACACUUGGCUGAGGCCCAGUGUAUCAGACAUGCUUAGCAGCAGGCUGCAGUGAGUGCAGUCAGAUAAGCAGCGGGGCAAGCCUCCAGCUCACUGAGACAGAGCACAGAGAGCUGCUGAAUUUGGGUAGUAUGUCUCUGAACGCACCCAAAAUAUCAUCAUCCACUCACUGUGGAUGAUCUGCAGGGCAGUGCUUUAGUGAGGCGCUAAUUAUAUUUUGCUGUUUUGGUGCUCCAAUUGUUUCAGCAUCGGUCUCAGGGGGGAAAAUAUUUGCAUAGGUUCAUCUAGUUGGCUGCAUGCAACUUUCAAUAUCAGUGCUGCAUUUACAAAGCAGAAGCAGAAAAACCAAAGCUAACUUGUUUACGGUGUCCAGGCUUCUUCUGUGUAACAUGCAAAAUGAAAAAAUGCUGUUUUAGCGAGGAGGAUCACAUUUUAGCCGAAAAAGGCUGCUUUAAUUCUGAUUAGCCAAUGAUAAAAGCUCUAACACAGUCACAAAGAAGGAACAAAACACGUCCCCUAUAGGAAAAAAACUACACUCUUCUCAUUGCUGUAGUAAACUGACAAGCGAAGAAGCGGCAAGAUUAAGUGCUUUGUCAUCCUGAUCUUAAACAAGUCGUCUUCCAGGGCUCUGUGCUGAUCUCUCUCUUCCUCUUUGAAUCCUCCCUGAAUAGCUGUGUGUCAGCCCGGCUGCAAGCACGGAGACUGCAUGGGACCCAACAAGUGCAAGUGUCACCCUGGCUUCACCGGCAAGACCUGCAACCAAGGUGAGCUCUCGUCUGGAACCUGGCAGUCACUUUUUAGAUUGAUCUGUCUGUUGUUAAUGAUCUUACAUCAAACCACCUUUGAGUAUACAUUUUUAAUCAGGUCCAGCUGAUAGGUAAGCUGAUAUCUUACAUAUUUUUUGCACAAAAAAAGGGGGGAUGCAAUUGCUCUAAGAUCUUUCAACGCCAGUUUUUCUGUCCCAGUAUUUAUUCCAAUAGCCUGGUAUGAGCAUAGAUUGUAUAUAGAAUGGACACCGUCCGCCUCCUCGCUGGGUGAAGCCCCUCCGAGAACAGCACCCUCUGGUGACGGGCUGCAGUAAAGGUCAUAAAUCCUGCCUCCGUCAGCGAAGCUUAUGGGGCUGUGGACAAAUCCUGACCUCAAAACAAGUAAUGCACUAAAAUAUAGGGUCAGGAAACUUUCAGUGUACUAUGACUGGAAAGGUUUGUUUUUGCUGUAAAACAGAAAUAUUGAGCUCACCUUUGACUAAUGUUACAUUCUCUGUACGUUUGCUGUUGUCACAAGAUAAACGACCAGGAACCAGUCCUUCUUUGCUUUUCUAAAGUUACAAGUCAGCCUACAGCACAGCAUAGCUUUCUGUUUGACCACUGUUUGGUUGUUGUGAAUAAAACUUAUUCCCAUUAAAUCCAUUUGAUUCGAUUUGAUUUAGCACCAACUAACUAGGGAGUUCAGUUGACUUCACAGACUAACAUACCCUUGAUAUCCAAUCCUGUGUUUUUGAUGGCAUUGGAGGCAUUUUCCGAUGCUGGUAUCAGUACUGGAAUAACUCUUACUUCGAACAGCAAAACACACCCUUGCUGACAAGCCUCUGCAGUGAGCGAUGGAGGAGUAACCAUCGUUUAUUAUGGCCAGAUCUCCUGCACAACACUGGUGAAUUAAAGUUGCCAUUUACUCCAUAAGUGGAAGCUGGCUUGCCAUCACACUGAGAGAAGUGAGAGGCUUUAAUCACAAGGGAAGGAGGUGGAGAGAGAGGGAAGAGAAAAGGAGAGAGAGGGCUGAUUCAGCGUGAAUGGAAACGACUGGUGAGGCCAUGUUGAAUGAUCCCAGGAGUGCAUCCACUCCUGUGUAGAUAACAUCUCAAUUACUGACCUGAGAUAACUUGGCCUGACUGAGUGCUACGGAUGCUAUUGAAAGUGUGUGCGCACUUGUGCAUUCAUGUGUGUGUGUGUGUGUGUGUGUGUGUGUGUGUGUGUGUGUGUGUGUGUGUGUGUGUCAGCUCAGGUUUUUGUGAAUUUUCAUUGUUGACUGAUUGGACAUGUUACAAAGCAUUAAAGCUUCGCAGUUAUGCGUAAAGUUGUCAUGCGUCCAAGCAGCCUGAAACUACUUGUGGAAUUCACGCCCUCAGACAGGAAUAGGAUAGUGUGUAAUUAAAAACAAGGGUUGGGGUGGUGGAGGUGGGGGUAAAGGAGGGGGUGUGGGUGGGUGUUGAAAUCCUUUCCGGAAUGUUCCAAAUGACUCAUCCUGCAUUUGGAGGCUAUAGGUGGCUCCUGUCUACCCGGCCAGACGGCUCUACUUUGUCUUAAUCUGCAACAAAGCGGGGAGGAAAAAGGAUCUGCGUCCCAUAUCCAACUACAAUAGCCUUCACUGCCAACCAUUCAGACCACAGGCUUAUCUGACAAAUGUGAUUCCAGGACCUUUCGAGAUGAAACUGUACUUUCAAGUGUCCGUCAAACCUUCUGUUUGUCCAAUAAGCCCCAGACGUUUGACGGAGCUCACCACUUCACUCGACAUUGAGUGGCAGACUUGCCCUUUCAGCUUGUUUAGAUGGAGAUAACCUUGGGGUUCAGUUGUAGCUGGCACGUGCUAUAGAAACCAAUUCAAUUAUGCAGAGGAAAUAGAUUGGAUUUUCUCAUUUAAAUGCAGGCUCCGUUAAACAUUGAUUUGAGGUUUACUAUUGAUGUGUCAGGUGGCUGAUGUUUUGAAGCGUUCUAAUAUCCUGUCCCUGUGAGGCUCCUCAUUCAUCUCCUGGAGUCAGCGGUGGGAGAGGACUCAUUUGUCCAGAGCUGUUUUCUUGACACAGAUUCUGCUAGAAGGUCAAGUAGUGACCCUGAUACAGUGUACAAUAUGAUACAGCAAUUUACCGAAAUCAACUCAACUGUUGUGAUUAAAUACACACUGAAGAGUCUUUCUGACAGGAAAUAAAACAGCCUUGAAAUGAUAAUGAUUCCUCAGUUUGAUCUGCAAAAAGGAGAUGAGGAACAAGACAACCAGAAAAGUCUAGUCAAAUCUAGCAUAGGAUAGUAUAGCAUAGCAUAGCAUAGCAUAGCAUAGUAUAGUAUAGUAUAGUAUAGCAUAGCAUAGCAUAGCAUAGUAUAGUAUAGUAUAGUAUAGUAUAGCAUAGCAUAGCAUAGCAUAGCAUAGUAUAGUAUAGCAUAGCAUAGCAUAGCAUAGCAUAGCAUAGUAUAGUAUAGUAUAGCAUAGCAUAGCAUAGUAUAGUACAGUAUAAUGUAGUGUGGUAUAGUAUAGUAUAGUAUAGUGUAGUGUAGUGUAGUAAAGUAUGGUAUAUUGUAGUAUAGUGUAGUGAAGUAUAGUAUAGUAUAGUAUAGUAUUGUGUUGUGUAGCGUAGUGUGGUGUAGAGUAGUAUAGCAUAGCCUAGCCUAGUGUAGCGUAGUAAGGUAUAGUAUAGUUUAGUAUAGUGUAGUGUAGUACAGCAUAGCAUAGUAUAGUAUUGUGUUGUGAAGUGUAGUGUAGUGUAGUGUAGCAUAGCCUAGCCUAGUAUAGCGUAGCUUAGUGAAGUUUCGUUUAGUAUAGUAUAGUAUAGUAUUAUGUAGUGUAGUGUAGUGUAGUGUAGUGAAGUGUGGCAUAGCAUGGCAUGGUAUAGUAUAGUAUAGCAUAGCACAGCAUUGCAUAGUAUAGUAUUGUGUAGUAUAGUAUAGCAUAGCAUAGUAUAGUAUAGUAUAGUAUAGUAUAGUAUAGUAUAGCAUAGAAUAGUAUAGUAUCGUAUAGCAUAGCAUAGUAUAAUGCAGUGUAGUGCAGCAUAGCCUAGUAUAUCAUAGGUUAGUAUAGUAAAGUGGAGUGGAGUGGAGUGGAGUGUAAUUUGUCGUUUUUAUCAGAUUUAGUCAAACUUAAGAUUUCUCAACUUUAGUCCACUUUAAAGCCUUAAAUAUGCACCACUCACUCUGCAUUAAUGUUUCUUUUCAUUGACUGACCAUCCUGCUGAGAGUAACCAGAUAUUAUUCAGUUAUCAGAAAAAAAAAUAUGUCUAUAACAUUAGCAAACUCUCCAGCAGUGUUUUAGUUUUAAGGAUUUAAAAGACCUCCCUGAUUUUGUUACUGAAGCAAAAAGACACUUCCAGACUUGUACAAUAAUGCCCCAAAAGAAGAUUCUCAGUGAUUCAUAUGCUGAACAAUAUACUGUAUUUUUGGACUUGUAUUAGGUCAUAGGGCUUUGCCUACAUAUCCACACAAAAGGACGCAUUCCUGUGGAAAAGUGGGAGGUGUGGACAGACUGUGUGACCCUGGAGGCACUCCAGUUAACAAGAGUGUUUAACACCUCAGCAACACAAAAACAAACCGCAGAGGAAGCUUUAAUGUUUACACCAAACAAAAGCAUGGCAGAUAUUGAUCCCAUCGCUCACUGAAUCAGAGCAAUUUUUCACUCUGUCAAACUUUUAUCAGCUGGACCUGGAUUGAAAAUGUAUAAUCAAAGGACUACAUGUCAUUUUUUGCUCCGACUUUUCUUACCUUAAUGCUUUUUUCACCUUUAUCACAUUUGCUUUACGGGAAAUCUCCACAUCUGAAUUGGAUGUCUUCUGGAUGAAUCAGAUAAUGUUCGUCAUUUAAUUAAGAGGCACUCAGCUGUCAAGAAUAAUAACCAGUACUCGGAGAAUGCCAAUAGCUCAUUUUGAGAAAGAGCUCCACCUUUGCUGCUGAGGAGAAUUGUAUCUGUCAGCCGGUUUGGUGUGGAGAGACGAAUACACAGCACAAAUAAACUCAUUAAAGGGAUAAUCUGUUUAACAGUUUGGCAGCACUCUCCCCCUGCUGAUCCAAUCAUUUUAAUAAGAUGAUUAUUCAGUGCAGGUGGAUUUAAUUAGGUGUAGUUGACCUGCUGUUAAGACACUAUUAAAAUACUCUGCUGGAGGAACAGUGUCUCAGCCUUCAGAAGCGAUACAGCUGCAGAGGCUCCAGAUGCUGCUUUCUUCCUUUACCCCCUCGUCUGUCAACCAACUGUAUAAUUAAUAGCACAUCAAGCACUAUUGUCUCAUAGUGUGGUUAGAUGAUCCCUUUUUGAAAUACAAGCAAACAUCUGGACCUUCCCUUGCUUCAUCUUUAACUCCGAAUGUCUUUUAGUUUAAGUAAAGAAACUGGUGCCUCUGUCACUGUUUUCUUCCCUGGAUUUCUGCCUGUAAAACACAUUCAAACAGCUGUAGGUACUUUCAGUGUGACAUUCAUGUCGUCAAACUGUGUAUUUUUCUAUAAUUAUCUUCCAAUUACACUACAUUUUCUUUGUUGUAUCUUCUUUAUAUUUCCUAGCAAGAUCUUUUUUGUAAUUACAUUUUUAUUAUUUUCACCUAAAGAAAGAGAAUACCAGAGAGACAUUGGUACAGAUGGCAUUUGUGUUGCAACAAGCUUACAUAAAGGAGUUAUCCUACAGUCCUCUUCCAUUGAACAGUCAACCAAGGGGUCACAAGUUAUCCCUUAAUUAAAAUAAAACUAAAUUUAUGAUAUUUUCAGGUGAAAGAAAUGUAGGUGAUGAAAAAUUAUAUUUGAAUGGAGUAGAAAUCGAACGAGUACAUGAGGGCGAGAUUUUUAGGUGUGAUCAUAGAUAGUAAGCUGUCUUGGAAAUCACAUUUUAAACAUAUAAUAAGCAAAGUCUCAAAAUCUAUUGGCAUACUGUACAAAAAAAGGGGGUUGUUUUUGAUUUAUGGAAUGGACUUGAUGAAGAAUAUAAGUGAUGUACAUCCUUGUCAACAUUUAAAAGAUGUCUCAAACAGAAAAGGAUCGAUGGCUAUCAAAACCAUGGAUGAGAACAUAAAACUGAACUUUAGUCUAUAUUAUGUUUGAUUGUAUAUGAAACUGUAAUGUGAAGCUGUGAAGCAUUAUUUGUUGGUGUAAACAGGAUAGGUGACAUAUAAGCAUUGCCUCAGCCUAUUCCUUCUUUUAGCUUUCUUUGCCAGAAGCAGAUCCAGUGAUGAUUCUAAAAUAGCAGUUUUUGUGCAUAAAUGUCAACAAGGGUACACUUUUGGCUUUGUAAGAAACCAGAAACUAUAAUAUAUCUCCAUGUUCUGUCAUAAAUUUGUCAUAUGAAUCUGAAAAAAAAUCUCUUUGCAAUAAGAAUACUAACAUCCUUGGCUGCACCAGCACAAGGGGAAGAGAACACCUGUCCAACCCAUCUCUGUUUUAAUUUUGGUCUUUCGUUUUCUUUAAGGUAUGCCUUUUCGAACAUCGUCACAUCACAUGCUAGAGAUGCCAAGUGUGAAAUGAUUUUAUGUCUUUUGACUUGAUUUGAGAUCCCAUUUAUGUUCCAUGAUACCAGUUUGAUUGCAUUAGUACCCGUGUGUAAAUAGACUAUAAAUAUUCAUUUGAUUGGGAAUGAUGUCUGGAGGCCUAACAUCGUACGUGAAGGAAAAACAAAUACACGCCACAAGGAAAAUACACACAAAACUAGAAAUGAGACGGCUACCAUGUCAGUCUCUAAUCUGUAAUCUAAAGGAAACGAAUGGGUUCAGGUCUCUGCGCAAUUAAGAUCUUUAAUGGUGAGGGUGGCGCAAUCAGUUUUUAAGUGUGCCAUGAUUAACAAAAACUUGAAUCAUUAUCCACCCAUUGAGUCACACUGGCCAAUCAUUUAAAUUUAAUGUGUCUGAUGUUUGUGUAUUAAGAAAUCAGGACUGUUAAUAACCACCCUGCACUUGACUAAAAUAUGCCACAUGAACAGAAACAAACAAAAAAUAGAUGAAUAAUUGUUUAUUUUUCUCUGAGAAUUGUAUAUUAUAAAACAGUCAAUCUUAAUCUGUCCUUCACUGUAAGGUAAUCCUUUUAUUUAACCAAAAGUCUAACUCAUGUCCGUCUGCCAGAGCACGCUCUGACAGGUCUCUUACUCAUCUAAAGAUGUUUGGCAUGUUUAUUUUUAGUCCUGCAGACACUUCCUCUGAGGUGUUGGAGAUAUGCUUGUUUUCAUCAAUGGUAACAACAACAAGCCUUGCUGGGAGUAGUAUGUCAUACCACUAAUCUGUGCCCUAGAGUCUUUCCCUGAUAUCAGCAUACUCCACUCGUUUACGUUGAAGCUCUACAGGUAAAUCCUGGUGGAUGUAAAAAGGCUUUCCCUCCUAGACUAAGCGCUUCUUGCUUGCAGGAUGUUUUUACGAUCCUCCACACACGACAGAGGUAUAAAAUAUGGCUGCUGCGAAAGUUCUAAAGUUGUCUCUCCACCUCUUUUGGGUCAGCUGUCUCAAGCAGGCCUUAUUCCUCCAAGUUAUUUCUUUUGAGCUGAGACUCCAGGAGCAUCAUUUAAGUUUUCAAAUAAUCCACAUCUUUAGUAGGAUCUUCACUUUCCUGUCUGUGGUGUGCUGGUUCUUCGUUUCUCUAAAACUUGUUUCAGUGUUGCUCAAUCUGUUUAACACAGCUUGAUUAUCUUUUUCCAGAAUCUUUAUAGAUUCAUUUAAUUCAUCGAAUCUUGAGUCAAAUCAAUCUUUAAUGUCAUUAAUCUGGGUCACAAGCUGUUGCACCCAUACAGGUGGUUCUUUACCCCCACGAUUUGUUUGCAGGUCCCGUGGUCAGCGUAUCUUGACCAGUGCCUUUAUGAAAACCAAGACUAAAAUUAAAGAGACAUAUUUUUCGACUGAGCGGAACAGUGAUGGUCCAACAAAGGGUUAAAUUUUCACAGUGAAGUUCAAAUAAGUCUUCCACUAACAAGGCUGAACUAGUGUUAACAAAGAGUCAUUAUAUGAAAAUGUGUAACAGUAUUAUAUCAUGACACUAUGUUGUCGUUCCAAAUGUUUUCUUGAAGUUAUGUUAUAUGUUAGAGCUGGGACGAUAUGCUUUUCUCGAUUCUUCUUAGAUUUUUACGAUGCUGAUUCCAUUUAAAUUGGGAUUCUACAAUAUUGUUGAUUUUCUCGUUCUUUAGUUUUCAUUUUUAACACCAGUGAAUAAUUAUGAUUGUCUACUGACUAUUCCAGGAACCAUAUUUCCCCCCAAAAUACACAUCACAUAUGAGUCAGUUUUUAAGAUUUAUUCUUUAAUUUGAACAUUUUGGACAAAAAAUCUAUUUAAAUAUUGUAAAACAAAAAAUCGGGAUACUUAUGUGAAUCAAUUUUUUCUCCCACCCCUCUAAUAUAUUUCUGUAGUCAAGUCCUCACUGUUGCAAUUAUUAUUCAGUAUGAGGAGGACAGCUGCUCUAAACUAGUCACUGGAUAAACAUGAGUGGGACAUAAAAAAAACAUCUUAGACCCAGUAGUUGAGCUGAUAACAUCUCCAUUAACUUGCUCACAGAAACAUAAUCAGUAGUUCAAACAGGCUCACUAAAACAUCUCUCUCACUUUACUGGAUGCACAGAUGUCUGUCGAAGUUAGAGAUCACUCCUGCCUUUUCCUUGAUAACUUUUUCAUAUAUUGAACAUGCUGCACUUCUCUUGUUUGCAUUUAACACACAGUUCAGGACUCCUCUCUAGAUAUCUCGACAGGAACUGUAGCCGAACAAGACGGCAUGUGAACAUGCAUACAAGUAAAUACAUGCCAAUCCUCUUUUCAGCCCCAAUAAACCGGUCAAUGCUAGAGUCUACACCUGGGUUUUCAGAGCUCUAGUUCAAGUUGGACUAUGACACUGCUCAGGGCUGAUGAUAAGGCAGAUUGGUGUCACAUGUAUAACAUGUAUACAUACAAAAAAAAAAGAUUAUCCUGAGCUCAUUGGGGGUUUAGAGAAAGAAAUUCUAAUGAAAUCUUGUAAUUUUGACGCCUUUUUAUCAUUGCAUGCUUACACACAUUCAUCUCUGAAGAAACUUUAUUAGGCAGUGCUAAAUAUUCCUCUAGUAACAUCCAUCCAUGGUGCCUAUUUACAGAUAAAUCGUGUGACAAGUGUUUCUCACUGGGAAGAGUUGGCAAGGAUGCACAUUUCUUGCAUAACUUCUUAGUUUCAGAUGGAGCUUCCCUAAAUAGAGGAAAACUUGAAUGAUUCGAAGCGUGCAAAGCAGUCAGUGGUGGCUGUAUCAUCUUCCCGUCACUUAACAAUAGGUGUUGUUAGCAGACUGCCGGAGGAAAGGUUGCUGGGUGGGUCGGUGGAUACUCAGAGAGGGAGGAGCUGAAACUCUAGAGGCUGAAGUACUUGUAGUCAUGCGAUGAUUUGCCUUUUAAAUGGUAACUCCUGUCGACCUCUGAAGCUCCUGAUACAAAUUGAGAAGUGAUCCUCUGAGUCUUUGACAUCCUGUAAUUCUCCGAUUUCACUCUCAUGACAAAAAAAGAUGCAGACUAGAGAGGAAGGCAGAAGGGGACGGGUGCAAAAACACUUUCACUGUUCUUCUCAUGUGCCCUAGAUUUUUCUGUUUCAGGUACUCGGCUCAUGUCUAAUUCCCACAAAUGUAAUCCUCUUUUCUCUACUUUCCAGGAAUGUGAUGUGGUCAAAGGGGUUAUAAUCCAUCUGCUGGUGUUUUUCCAUACUCAAUAUGUCUCUGUCUGUUUGUCUUCUUCUGUCCUUCUCGUUCCAUCUUCACUCUUUAUCUUUAUCAAUCCCCCUCCCUCCCCAUGCCCUCUAACCCAUUUCCUUUUGUCUAAAGAAGAAGAGCUGGACUAUUUAACCCCACCAGUGUGGGCCAGUCACCUUCCCCUCUUUCUCCCCAUGGACCACCAGCCAGCAAGAGUAGUGAUGGAGGGUGAGAUUUAACUUUUACCCCCCACUGCAGCUUCUUUUCUUCCCCAGCAUGUAUGGUGCUGCACUGUGCGGACUGAGGAGGGAGUGAAUGUCACUCUCAACUUUCUCUUCCUGCUAUGAAACACCACAGAGAGCAGCUUUUUCGUGAAAAUGCCAGCAUGAAUGCUAAGCAUGUCACAGUUUUUUGCCAGUCAAAAUCUAUUUUUCUCUCACUAUUUGCCCCACGAAUGUUUUUGCCACCAAAAAAAUCCCUGCUCCUUUUUCUUGCUCUCUUUAUCAGAUUUUUGAGCACUUAGAGCAAAACUCCUUGUCCCUUCAAAUACCAUUAUCGACACGGACUCAGCACUCAUGACUCCUCUAUUGCCGCUCGAACAAGGCCUUAAGUUCUCUGGGCGAGUGUUAUCUCCUUUGGAGACAAGCCUCUCUUCAUGAAAGCACCCCAGCUAAUCUCUCUGUCGGUGAUGGAGGCGUGUCGGGAAUGUAACCUAGCAUACCUCGGUGGAGCUGACCCAAUAAAUCACUCCACUUUGCAUCACUUUGGAUAUGUCUGAGCAGUUCAUUUACCGUACAGUGAACCUGCCCGGAGGAGUCUUGCACCUUCUGCUAUUGCACCGGUCUCUGCAGUCCUGAGGCUCUGGUGAGCUGUCAAUCGCUGGUCAUGUCUGUCUCUGUUUUUUCAUCCCUCCAUGUCCUCUCCCUUUCCUUUCCUUUGUGUCUUCUCUCUGUCAUGGCUGUUUUUUUUUUCCUACACAGAGAAGGUCCUUGCUGUGUCUUGCAUCUGGCAUGUGCUGAUGCUCACAGAGCUGCCCCUGUCUGAGAAUGUGACCAUUUCAAUAAUCCCUCAUUUACAUUUUUAAGCUGUUUUCCUUUUCAGUGCAAUGGGCGAGUGGAGACCUGUUUCUCCGCCAGGCUGACAAUGGACAAUGUUGCUAUGGUUUUUCUGUAAUCGCAGUAAUGAGAAUGCCAGUUGUUUACUGUGAAAACUGGCAAGGAAAACAGGGUUGACACCGCUAAUUAAAAAAGUGAAAUGUGAGGAUUGUGCAAAUGUGUGCGUGUUUGCGUUGGUGUGUGUUUUAUGGAUGGGGACAUUAUCUUGUUGUAGAAGGACGGACUUUCAGGCUUUUGGAGUUAGACUGAAAAUGAGCAGAGUUUAGCUUUCUGACAAGGACAGGACAAAUUAAUCUAGGUUUGUUUUGUCAAGGAAUGGAAAAACUGUCUUUUUUUUUCAGCUGUCUUCAAAAAGAUGUUAAAAACACAGCUCUACCUUUACAUUCAUCUGCAAAACAGCAGUAGGGCAAACAAUUGCAUCGAAAUUAGCAUCUGGCAACAAGAGGAGUUUAAUGUGAGCAUAGCAAUUUCCGUUUUUAUCUUGUCAUUACUCCGCACCUGCAAUUCCAUCUGAGAACCAAUCUACCUAUGCAAACAGAAAAUAAUUGAGCUUUUAAAGGCAAACGCAGAGGCCCUCAUAAAUUUGCACCUAGGUUCCGACAAUAUUUCAGGGAAAUGUGGACCUGUAUUUACACACUGACUUUUAGUUUUACUGGUAAAUGUAACCAACAUAACUUUCCACCUUCCAGCUCCCAGGAGGACUUUUAAUCAAAUAUAUAUAACAGUCUGAAAUGCAUGCCUAUACCUCUAUACGGUUAAGUAAAGCAAAUGAGAUCAUUAGCAUUGAAACGAAUAAUUUACAUAAUUUUCAUUGAUGCUCCAAACUGUAGAGCAGGAGUAAGUGUUAGCUGAAAACUGAGCUGCAUGUUACAGAAAGACUCUUUUUGGACAUUUCCAUGAGAGAGGUGCUCAGAGAGUGAUAUAUCUAAUCUGUUAAAAACACAAUUUAAACAUAUCAAAGACUAGAGAAGCAAAGUGAUAAGACAUUCUGCUUUGUCCAGGAGGCGCCAUAUUCAACACAAACCAAAAAAAAAAUCCUUACAGGAACUUUAAAAGAUCAUUUUCCAGCCUGUAUGACAUGCAUGUCAACAUUUAGAGAAAGAAAACAGUGCUGUGUUUAGCAACUAUUUAUGUUUGUUUCUUGUUAUGCUAACUCUCCAAUGCAGGAAAGGCAUUUUAUAAAUGUUCCAUCAUGGUGGCUGUAAUGUAACAACUGCACUGACAAGCUAACACGUCUGAAUCCAGAAGAAUUUAUAGUUUAGGGACAUGACUUCGAGCUAAUUGGCAGUUGGAAGAUCCAACAAGUUGAUGGUCUAAAUUCCAGCCAUGUCCUUCUAUAUAGGUCAGAUGCUGUCAGUAAUAGAAAACAGGGUGUAUUAGAUAUACAAACUGGGCAUCUGCUCUGUCAUUCAUCCGCAUUUAUCAGUGGCAUCUGUUUAAUGUUAGCGGUAAGUGGCACUCCAAAAAUGCUCCAUGCUUAUACCAGAAGCUAAACACGGCACCGUUUACAAAGCCCUCGGCCAAGAUGAAAACGAGCCCUCAUGUGACCCACAGUCAGAUCUAUUUGUGAUAUCCUACUGUAUCCGUGGACCAGGCACUGAUAUUCAUAGUGACUGUUAUUUUUAUUUGUUGGAGCUUGUUGCAUCACUCUUGCCUGAUGGUCUCCUGUGUAAACUGGGUUUUCCCCUAUUGGGACUGGAACACUCAAAAAGGACCCCAAGAGUGAGAGUUAGAUUAAAUAUGUGUAAUUUUAAGCAAGUUAAACAUUCCCUCCCAAUAGCUGCCAAGCUUUCCAUCAACAUCGAUGAGUAUUUUAAUCUUAGACACACAUUUACCCCCUCAAUAGGUAUUUCUGUACUAAGAUCAGGGAAGAAAAUAGGCCUGUAAAUAGGGAAUAAAGAAGAAAAGAAAUAUGAAUUAGUAUCACAUAUAUUUGUAAUGAUUGUUGUCUCAGACUCACUGAUUCAGUGUCUGAUAGCAUUUGGAAACAUCACUAGAAUUUCCCUCUAACUUAUUAGUUCUGAUAUUUUUCAUUAGAUAAUAAAACAUGAGAGUUUCUUCUGAAAAUGCUCUCAGGGCUGUGAGGCUGAUGAUCUCUUAACCAGAACCAGACACAAUGACAUCCAGUGUCUCUUCAAUUCACUGUCUCUGCAAGGGAUGUUACACCAUUUUUCUCUAUGACAAAAACUUCAUUUUGAACAUUGCUUCAGGAGGAGAAAGAGACUUGAGGGAAACUGAAAUGAAAAAGGCUUCACCUUUGUGUCAGACAAGAAUAACUUCCGGCUACCUCCAAAUCACUCUUUCUCAAAGAUUGUAGGAAGAAUCAAAAAUGGGCUUGGAGAAACUAUGGAGUGUAUUCAGACAGAAAAUACAAAACAAAGAUUCUCAAUUUCAGUAAUGACAGUGAUUAGUCACCUUCCACUUGAUCUAUUGGCAGCAUGAUCAAUAUGCUAUUAGGGAUAUGUUCCCUCUAGGACACAUAUUUCACAGCAGACACUGUGACUUAUCCAAGAAGAUGAGUCCAGGCAAAAACAUUCAAUCAGGAUAUUUUCACAAGGGUUGCUGUGAUCAAUUUAAUUUUGGGAUAAUGGAGUAAAUCUUCAGUUAUAUAGCUUCAGCAGAAGCUCAGGCGCUCACAGUCACACAUCCAAGCUGAAAUACACAUGGUUCAAUACACAUAAACACAGAAUAGUAACGCUAAAUGAUGCUUAUGAGGUGAAAAGAGCUCCAUAAGAUUGAAGGCAGCGAACUAUUGCAGAUCACACAGCAUAACAGAAAACUAGCUUGUUAGUUGCCUGUUCCAACCUAAACCUCUAAAGGGAUUUAUUGGUACUAGCUCCGUAGAAUCUUACUUUAUUUAUCCCCAAGGAGAAAUUUGAUACUACCAGACCAACAUAGCAUACAGAAAGAAAUGGGGUUCUGUUUUUAAAAUGUACAAAGCAAAUUAUAUAUAGCAUUCAGUAACCUCAACCUCAAGCAAUCUUAUUACCUAUAGCUAACAUGCCUAGCUAUAGGGAGUGGUUCAAGUCUAGUGUUAAAUAAAUUGUGUUUUCUUUGAUCAGAUUGGUAUCACUAUACUUUUUUUCAAAUAAUACAAUAAAUAUAUGUAUAAUGUGUUAAAAUCAUGACAUAGCACUGUAUAACUAUACUUAUAAACACUCAAAAAUGAUCAUUAUGCUUUAUAGCAAUAAUCAUAACACAUUAUAAAGCAUUUUAUCAUGACUUACAAGGUCAAGUAUUAUAAUGUGUUAUAACUGUUAAUAACUUACUGACAAUGUUCACAUAGAUAAUGCAUUAAACAUAUAUUUAUGAUGUGUUAUAACUUGCUUAUAAACUUGUAUAACUAUCAUUAUUAACACUCAUAAAUGAUUAAAUACUUUAUAACAAUAAUAAGAACACAUUAUAAUACCUGACCUUGUAAGUCAUGAUGAAAUGCUUUAUUAUGUGUCAUGAUUAUUGAUAUAAAGCAUUAUGAUAAUUUAUGAGUGUUUAUAACUAUAGCUAUACAGUGCUAUUAUGUGAUUAUAACCCAUUAUACAUAUGUCUAUAAUGCGUUAUAGAGAUAGGCAUCAAAUAAAGUAUUACUGAGGUGACUAUUUAAUUAUAUUCCCUGCUUUCGAACAGUUACUAUCUCAACAAAAUAACAUUCAUUGAAGUUUAGCCACUUUCUAGCUUACAUUACAACUGAAUUGUGUUUCACGAUGGACAGGUAGGGCCUAUUUCAGUAGAGUAAAAAAAUGUUAGUAAGACACUGGUUAGAUGUCUACAAUAGCUGCUAUGCUUUAAAUACAACUUCUGAUUUAGCAAACCACAAAUACAACCAUUAGCCAAUAACAUAACUGAACAUCCCACCCGAAGCUUCAAGAAAAUAGCUCUUCAGUAUAGUAACACAUAAUAUUUUUUUGUGGGUAUUCUGACUUCCUCCCACUGUUUGAGAAACAUGCGGCGAAGGUCAAUUGGUAAAUCUAAAUCGCUGGUUCCCUUGAAAGGUAUUAUGUGUGUAUUUGUUGGCCCUGUGAAUGACUAACAGCCUCACCACAGUGCACCUUACCCUUCACCUAAUGUCAGCUGGAAUAAGCUCAAGACCCCUGCAACUCUCUGAGGAUUAGCCUAGCAGCUGUUGGUUUGGUUACACUUUUACAUGCAUUUUUGCAGUUUGAAUGAUUUAUCAUGAGAUUAUCUACAGCAGGAUUGAAUCCUAGCAUAUACAAUCACAGUAACAAUACUUUUAUCUAUAUUGCACCUUUAAAAACUGCCAAGUGGCAUUUACAACAAACAAAACAAGUUAGUUUUACAGUUAUCCUUCACAAAAAGGAAUAAAUUGCCACAGCGGAGAGUAAAAAGUUAUAUCCAAUAACAAGGGGGAGGUCUUCCUUUGACAUUUAAAACUGCCUUUAGGUCAUCCCAGGUAAGACAGAUCCCUAACAUGUUGAAAGGUCUGCUCAGAUAAAACACUACAGAGCAGUUUUUGCUUCUUCAUUGAUAUUGUGAGUCUCUCAUCAGUUGCAUUUUUGAAGAUGAGGUUUUAGUGGAGCCUGCAACAAGGAAAAAUAAAUGCAUACCUUUUUUUUUCCUCCUAAAACCUUUCAUGCUGAGGACUCAUAGCAGAAAGUACACAGGUGUGCCUAAUCACAUUAGUCCCCAAUGCAUUAAGGGAUGACAGAGAGGCAAUACACACAACACAAGGGCGCUGCAAUGGGAAUAAAUACCUGAGACAUUAAUAAUGUUAUUAGUUACACCUGCGUUUGACUUGUCAAAAUGUCUGCUGUGAGAGCCGUAUAAUUGCCCGAAUUUGCAUAAGCAUUUGACAGGUGCUGAGCUCAGGGUAAUUCUUUUUUCCCAGGAGCCCACGCUGCACUAAAGUCAAGACAGCAUCAUUUUCUAAUAAGAUUUUCAUUGGCUGCUGAGGGUGAGAUUUCUCUACUUUUACAGCUAUAUAAAAAAAACCCACUGGAAUUAUACAUAUCUAUCAAAGGGCCCUGGAUGGUGCAGAGACCAACAUUUGGUGAGUCAGAGGGUAUAAUAACAUCUUUUAUCACUCGCAGGUAAUGGCCAGGUUGACAGCUGACACUGGCUUCCUGUUAAACCAUCAAAGAGGGGAGGUGCAGGCUUGUCAGAACAGGGCGACACUUGACUUCCUCGAAGACAACCCCCAACCCCUUACCAAAACACAGACACAUUAACACACACACUCACAGACAGACAGACACACACACACACAAACGCAAAUAAAUGGAUGGGUGAGGUUUGACGUGAUUGACCUCUUCACCUUUGCCCUCUGACUAAUUCCAGGAGAGUCUGUCCCUGUCCCUCUGUCCUCCAGUCCAUUUAUGCUCUGUCUCUCUGUUUCUCUCUCUCUCUCUGUCUCUGUCUCUGUCUCUCUCUCUCUGUGUCUUUCUUUUCCUCUCUCUCCUUGUGUUUGCAGACCUGAAUGAGUGUGGGCUGAAGCCUCGGCCUUGUAAACACAGGUGCAUGAACACAUAUGGGAGUUACAAGUGCUACUGCCUCAACGGUUACAUGCUGAUGCCUGAUGGGACCUGUGGAAGUGAGUCUGUUUCUUAUACACACAAACACACACAAACACAUACCUGUGAUUGUACACACUGGUUGUAUUGUUUAUUAACUGGGUUAUUUUUCUUCCUGAGACAUUUUCUUCCUCACGUCUUUUUCCUUACCUAUUUUUUUCUGCUUUGUAGCAUGAGUGUGAUCCUUUAAAACCUUUCUUGACUUCACACGUCAUCUGGAUCUCUGCACAAAGCAGAACUCUAUUAUAAGACACGUAUUCCCUUUUGUGUGCCUCGCACUCCUUUGAUAGGUGGUUUGAUUGAAGCCCUGCGUUGAUCUGCUGCGUUACAGCGGCUCUACAGCCGAAGAAUCCCGGUAAAGACGACGGAAAAGAAAAAAUGUGAAAGACGCACAAUCUUCAAGCCCUCAAGUAAAUGUGCAGCCCUUAUUGGUUGCCCUGAGGUAUCCUACAGAAUGAAAGUUAACGCCUGUACAUGUCCCCUUGUAAAUUGUGCCUCCCACCUGAUAACCGUUUUCUACUUGAAGGAGAAACAUCCCGUGCCUCGAUUUAAUUACUUAUUUUCAUCAUUUCCCCCUUAUUUGAAUUGCUCACCACUUGCGGCAAUCUCACGCUGCUCCUGCUGUUGUUGUGUGAUGAUAGCAUGAUAGUGUUAAACACCUUGCCGCUUCUCUUUUUCUCCCCAGCCUGUGCUUUGAUCGAUAGAUCACUGUAGCAUUUAAUCAGCCCAGCCUGCCUCUGCCAUCAAACCGUACUCCAGGGUGCCUGGAGUAGUUGCAGCAGCAUGAGCCUCACUUUUAAUUUCCUUUUUAGGGUCCAAAGUUAUUGAGAGAGGCUGAACAAAAUCUGUUCCAUUAUAUUAUUAUUUUGGAGGGGGCCUGAUCUGCCCGUCACGGCUCAACAACAGAGGGGCUGCGAGCUCACAGGCCAGAGGAGGAUUACGAGUGUGUAGUUGUAGGAAAGGAUGAAAGUGGGUGAGGGAGGAUUGUGUGGGCUAAGGUGUGAGCGCAGAGAAUCUAAUAAUAACAGAGUGUGCUCUACUCUGUUGUCUGCACCUCAGGGUCAAAUCUGCUAAUAUCGGAAAAUGCAGCAGAGUAUCCCAGGCUGCGCACACAUGUGCUGGAGGAUAAGUGUGAGCCUGAAUGCGUGUGAGCUGUAUAAUCUGUUGCCUCUCCUCUCUCCCUUUGUUAAUAAGUGUUGUGUGUUUUCCCCUUGUGGCCAUCAGAUGCUCGCACUUGUGGGAUGGCCAACUGUCAGUAUGGCUGCGAGGUGCUGAAAGGAGAGGUCCGCUGUCAGUGUCCAUCGCCCGGGCUGCAGCUGGCCCCUGAUAGAAGAACCUGCGUGGGUAUGUCCUAAUCUUUAUAUAUCCAUACACGCCUGGAAACACAGCCUUAAAGGGAUAUUCCGGCGUAAAAUUAAGUUAGGGUCAAACACACCAUAACACCAAGUUAGACACCCCCUCGAGAGAUAAAUGUUGCUGACUGCUUGCUUCUCUAGUUAAACCAACUUUAGUAUCGACCACAGAUAGCAAUACAGAGAGCCACGGGCUCAACCAAAACGCCACUCUAUAAACACAAAUAAUGCUUAGAACAGCAGCUAACUUCAUCAACAGUACAUAUAGGGUCCUUGCCACAGCACUAGCCACCAAACAUCUUUUUAGCUUUGCCUGAUUUCUUUAGCAAAGAGACUUAACACAACUCACCUACUCUCCUCCAGCAGCCGCUUAUUUGUAGCAAGACCUCAGGCCAGUUCAUUACUGACUGUAGCGGGGGGACCCAGCUCAAGGAAGAACAUUUAUAAUUAUUACUUAAUGGAAAUGCAGUCAGACCGAGACGUAAAGGCAGGAGAGCUACUGUUUCUGCAGUGCAAAAUGAUUAAUGUGCUGAUUAUUACUUUAAGGAAAUGAUAAAGAAAUUAUCAUAAAUGUUCUUCCUUGAGCUGCGUCCCCCCACUGCAGUCGAUGGACUCGCCCAGAGGUCUCUGUACAAACAAGUGGCUGCUGGAAGAGAGUAGGUGAGUUGUGUUUAGUCUCUUUGCUAAAGAAAUCAGGCAAAGUUAAAAAGAUGUUUGGUGGCUAGUGCUGUGGCUGGGACCCAACAUGUACUAUUGAUGAAGUUAGGUGCUGUUCUGAGCAUUAUUUGUGGCUAUAGAGUGGCGUUGUAGUUGAGCGCGUGGCUCUCUGUAUUGCUAUCUGCAGUCAUUACUAAAGUUGGUAUAACUAAAGAAGUGAGUAGUCAGCGACAUUCAUCUCUCAACGGGGUGUCUAACUCGGUGUUAUGGUGUGUUUGACCCUGAAUUAAUUUUAUGCCAGAAUAUCCCUUUAAGUUGCUACUCUUCUCCGGGACAAACUCAUGCAAAAAGUCACAAACAAUGAGGUUUUGUUUUAUUAUGUACUUUUCUCAGCCUGAAUGAUAAUCUAAUGCCACUGUUUUGGCAGAGCAAGAAAGAAAACCUGGCAGGAAGAAUGCAGUUUGGGAACCCAGACAAAAUCACUUAGCGCGUUAAGCUGUAAUUCCUCCAACUUAUUUACCAUUUCAUCCUUUUUUUUUCUUUGAUAGAGCAUUAAACAGUCUUUGUCGACCAAACAGUGGCUUGAUUCACUUGCUCCAGCUGUUCCCCCAGAACACAAAUAAAAACGGGGGGCCCCCCCACCCCACUCUCCGUCCUGCCCUCUUCUUUUAUGAUGUGGCACGGGUCCUCAGAUGGGCAGCUAGCAGAUGAAGGGGAAGGUUGAGGUAGUUAACCCAUGUCAGCCUUAAAUACAGGCUUUGGACGCCGGACCAUUCCACGCUGCCUUGUAGUCCCACUUAACUGCAGGCUGCCUAAUGGGGGGGCGGGUUUCAGAAACAGGACAGACAUCAAUCAUGAAAAGUGACGGAGAGAAGGGGAGGAAAGGCUUCCUGCCACAGGUGUUACAACAGUCUCAGAGAAUGUCUCUGCAAGCUGCCGUUUUAUGGCGAGUUUUAUGAACGGUUUCUAAUCACAUUUAUGGAGGGGAUUUUUUUUUUCUAGUAAGCAGAUUUUUAGAUGGGAGACUUUACAGAGAUGCUGAGCUGUUCUUCACACUUCACGAUGUUGUGAAUUCAAAUGUAUCAACACAUUUUUUAUUUUGAUAAGUAGACUGGACACAUAUUUAUGAAACUCAGCAGAAAUAAAUACUUAGCAGAGUGUAAAGAUAAGACGCUUUAUCGGUAAACUUACACUGACUUACAGAAGAGUCCAGCUGACUCAGACUGAGCUGAAACAGCCAAUCGGAGACAAGGGUUUUUCUUACAUAUGCCCUACAGAAGGAUAGGUUUUUUUUUUAAGAUUUAUGCAAAUAUUUUUAAGUGUUUAUUAUAAAAAUAGCUCUAGUAAAACUGUACAUGCAUCAAUCUCAUCUUUAAAGCCUCAUAAAUUCAUCUAUAAGGCUUUAAAGCAAUCGUUAUAUGUGAAAUUACGAUGGAAAAUGGAAUGCAAACUUCUCUUGCUGUCACACCAGGUUCAUCAGAUUCAUCAAAUAACAAAAAAGGAAGAUAAAAGAGGCCAACAAUGAAGACCCAUAGAUAUAUACUGCAAACCAAUUCAAUACCAGCCUUAUUUGAAUCGUGAGCCUGUCUAAUACAUUCAAAAGAAAAAAAGAGAAAAAAUUCAGUUUUAUUCUUUUCCUGUUGAAUGUCCUGUUGAACAUUUCUCAAACCAGACUGAUAAUCUUUGAUGGAAAUAUCUUCAGGCGGCAUGUACUGACUACUGAGGGUACAGACACGCUGCACUCUCUUAUAGGUUAAAUCAUACAUUUAAAGAGAACACUGGCAUACUAUUAUGCAGGUAACCAAAGUGUUUUGCUGGUGUGAUGGAAAAGACUCCUAAGUGUAAAGACAACAAGUGUUGUGGAAGCAGUAACGUGAUCUUUGCUGGAGACGAAUCCAGUUGAGAUAAAGUUCUUGAUUUGUGAGACUGAGAAAAAAACUUUUAGGAAGAUUGCACUUUUUACAGCAAUCUUUAACAACUUCUAUUUGAAUAGAUCAGACUAGAAAAUCCUGUCUGAUGAUCCACAAGAGGAAAGUAUUGAUUUUUUUUUUGCAAAGUCAUAGAAGUGCUGAAAACUUUCUGCUAAUGAUGAAGAGCAUCAGUUUGCUGUACUAUUGCUGAACUACUGAAGAAGAAAACUUAAUAUUUCAAUAGUGCUUCUCUCAGAAAUUGCUAAAUACAUCAGACAAGUUCUCAAGUAAACACAGUUUUAGCACUUCAUAUUUUCUGAUAUGUUUAUGCAUCCACGGCUGUAGAUUUGAAUUGCAUCCUUAAAUAUUCAUCCCUUUGAAACAAAAGUCUGAACCGUCUGAGACAGAUGUUAAUAUCCGUAAAAAGGGCAAAAGCAAGCAAACAAUGUCAUAUUUUGUUUACAGACACAGUGACUGUCAGCAGAUUAAUUCACCGCUGCUCUUUCAGUAUCUGAAUAAUUCAGCUGUGAGUAUUAAGCAGCCUCAGCGCAGCAGUUUGGGGUACAGUGCCUUGCUGAUAAGAACCUCAGCAGUUGUUGUUAAGGGACCAGGGAGUCCUGCCCACUUAAUUCACUUGCUUGUUUUCCCCGAUGGUCUAGGUGUGUCUAUGUGUUCAGGACCUUUUCAGACAACAUCCCAGCAGCACCGCAGUGUCUCCACUGCAUUAUUCAGCAGAUAAAUUAAAGAUUUUAAGACAAACGCUCUGAGCAUCCCUGUGUCUAAAUAUUAAUGGCCACAUGCAGGCAAAGGUGAUCAACACAUCAGAGACUCUUGAAAUAGGUCUUUAAAUAAUGGAACAAGCCAGUGUGUAUUGUAUUCUGCUCACUGAACAGAGUGCAUAAAGUGCUUUCUUCAUAAAUGAAUACUAACUGUAGAAGGUGAAAAAGUCGCCUGGUAUGAAUAUAAACGUUUGUUUACUUUUGGAUUCAAUUACGGCUCUUAACCUUGAAGUUUUUUCGUUUGGAAUGCAUUAAAUUUAGUAUGUAUCCAACUUUAAAAGGGCUCUCUGCUGAAAAAUGAUGAAUAUAUUAUCUUUAAUUUGAUUUUUUUUUCUUCCUUGUAAAAAUAACCUGUUUAUUCAAUGUCUUUUGCAGAUGUGGAUGAGUGCGCAGCAGGAAUAGCAGUGUGUCCCAGGUUCAGGAAAUGCAUCAACACCUUUGGUAGCUACAUCUGCAAGUGCCAUGAAGGCUUCGACCUGCAAUAUAUCAACGGGAAAUACCAAUGCAUAGGUACUGUCAACAGGUCUCUGCAGGGAGGCUUUGAAAGAUAAAACUUCUAAAAGGUCAGAGAAGUGCUUUGACUUAUUACCAAGUUAUUAUUAUUGAUGUAGGUGUUAUUUUUGUGGUAGAUACAUACACACAAGCAGACUUAUUAAGAAUGUACAUAAAUCAAAGGUUUGCCGUUAUAUAAAUCUCUCUUUCAAAGCAACACUCAAGAGCCAACAUGUGCAUAGAAACUUUUUUAUGCUCGCUGUAAUUGUUCCUACUGUCAACUCUGCCCACAUAAUGUACUUUUAGUAUAAAAAGUUAUUCACACAGGGCUGUAUUCACCCUUCUUAACCCUUCAUGUUUGAUCGUGGUUUUAGUCCUCUCUUUGACAUUUCCUCAGGUUCUUCCUUCUUAGUGUUGGCAGCAUUUCCAGCUGAGGGUCAAAGCAGGCUUUAUGUUGGCUCACUGUCCCCAGUGUUUGAGUCCAGUGUUUAACUGGGUGCAUUCAUUCAACUUGAACAGUGCAAACAUACUUAGUAUUUACUUACAUGUUUGGUGUUUUUAUAUCCCAGAUAUUGCUUAAAGGGAUAUUCCGGCAUAAAAUGAAUUUAGGGUCAAACACACCAAAACACCGAGUUAGACACCCCCUCGAGAGAUGAAUGUUGCCAACCGCUUGCUUCUCUAGUUAUACCAACUUUAGUAACGACCGCACGACAGCAGUACACGGCGGUCUGGGGGGCUAUAAAUAAACCUCAACCAAAAUGCCACUCUAUAGCCACAAAUAAUGCUCAGAGCACCACCUAACUUCAUCAACAGUACAUAUAGGGUCCUAGCCAUAGCACUAGCCACUAAACAUGUUUUUAGCUUUGCCUGAUUUCUUUAGAAAAGAGACUAAACACAACUCACCUACUCUCUUCCAACAGCCGCUUGUUUGUUGCGAGACCUCAGGCCAGUCCAUUACGGACUGCUGCGGAGUGACGCAGCUCAAGGAAGAACAUUGAUGAUGUGUGUUUGACCCUAAAUUAAUUUUACGUGGGAAUAUCCCUUUAAGUUACAACCAUAGGCAACAUUAAACUAAACCAAGGUUACUCAUAUAUUCAGCUUACUAUUGAGAACCUUAUUCAAAGCCAAAAGGCACCACUACUCUCUUUAACUUUUGGGAAACCACAAAGAGCGGUUUCAAGCGAGUGAAGAAGAACCUUGGCAGUCAGUCAAAUUUGAAAGUCCUUGUUCACUGUGAAAAAUGUAGAUAACUUUUCCUCUCAAUCAGAAGAUUGGUGAAACGAUCCCAGCGCCUGCAGACAUAUUCCAAAGUGAGCCAGAAUCUGAACCCCAUAUUAAUCCCAGUGACAUGAAAUCAGUGAAUAUGGAUGGUCCCCCACAACAGCAUCUCCUGCCAUUAGUGAGGGUGAAUUUAAUGCCAGUAACACAAGAAAUACACCGAACAAGUAGAAGUCCAGUCCAAUCACAAACUGUCCAGUACUGUUCAAACUUUUAUGGCAAAAAGGCCUCCAACAUCAACGUCCUAACUCAUUUUUAGUCCAGCUAAAUAUGUUUAUUCCUUUUAUGAUGCUUCCACUUUGGUACUUUCAACAUCAGAUAUUCACAUAUUGCACAUCUGCCAGUUACUAUUUAUCUAGCAAUUACCUUGAGUUUCAGGAGCAUCACCAUCUCCAUCUUUGGUUACCCAUGUUCCAUAACUCAUGUUUCAGGGCAGAUAUUGGAGCAGUAAAAGCUUUUGGGGCAUUUUCUGACCUUUCACCUUCUCUUAGGCAGGAUUUUUACCAAGCAACCUCCUUUUAAUGAAUUUGCUCAGGUAGUCAUGAAGGGAUUACUGUUCACUUAAAUGCUUUCUCUAACAGUUCAUUUGAGAUAAACUUUGAGUUGCCUUGAAGUGGAGGUACAAUUAGCCUUUGAUAUUUUGCUGCUAUGUCUGAAGCUUUUUGCAGCCCAUGGCUGAAUGUUGUUAUGUUUCAAUUUUCCCUCAGAUGUGGAUGAGUGCUCCUUAGGUCAGAGCCACUGCAGCAGCUUCGCCGCCUGCUACAACACGCCGGGCUCGUACAAGUGCAAAUGUAAAGAUGGCUACAGGGGGAUGGGCCACGACUGCAAACGUAAGAACUGAGAACAAAAAAAUAAACUGGAGCCCGAUGUGCACUCUAGCUAAGAGGAAUGGGGGCCUCACAUUUUUGUUUUCUUCCUUGUGUUUUUGAAAAAAGCGAGAAAGCAAAAGAGAGGGAGCAGUAGCUGUGAGCGCAGAGGGCCCCGACUUGAAUUCCUUUCUUUGUAAUGGCUGUCAGUCAUUACUUAAAUCACUCUGCUCCCUUAUCAUGUGGGCCAAGAGUGAGCCUUGGGUCCAUUUUUGACAUCUGGCCAUUUUAAUCAGCCAAAAAAGAAGAGCCGUUGUCUAAUUUGAAAUACUUCUCCUCUGGGCAGUUCGUCUUGUUUUGUCUGCUGACACACAGUUCAUUAGUCUGUGUGUGUCUGCAGUUUUUACAGCGGCUCAGUGGACGAAAAGUCAUUUAUUUUCCAUAGUUAUUUAAUCAUCUUGCAGACAAAACUGGUGUACGAGUCUACAGAGCAGAGAAGAUGCCCCUCAGUGAUAUAUGCUUCAACUACUACAACCCACAGCUCGCCCCAGGGAACACUCUUAGAGUCGAGUUGCAAUAUCCUAUCGCUGUGUCACAUAUCAAAGUCGCCUGCAACCUGAGAAGGCAAUAACAGAGUUCAAAACGCUUGGCUUUGUCCACUCCCAUUCCUCUCUCAUGAAACCCUCAUGGAGCUCCCCAGCCUAGCGCCGGCACUCCAACACCAUCACACCAACCCCCCACAUCUCCGUCCCUGCUCCUGACGUGAAGAAUGUGAGGAGGAACAAAGAGGAGGUGUAGCUUUGAUGACAUCAGCAGGGUGAGGGUGAUCUCCAGGGCGCUGCAGCCUGUUUGAACGCGGAGAUCAUUCAGCACACUCGCUCACACGCACACACAAUGAAAGCAGAUUUUUGCCUGAUGCUUCGAGGCCUCUGGCUGCGCACACACAAAGAAUAACUAAUAAGGAUGCGCACGAAGGGAGAAAAGCCACAGUCGAGCAUUAUUGAUUUCACAAAAAGCCAAAAUUCAUGUCUUGUAUCUGAAAAAAACAGCCCUAUUUUCGCUCUUAACACCCCCAUUGAGGAAAAUACGUCCAUAAUGGUCGUAAAAAGUUGAGAUAUGAGUGAAUGUGAAGCUGCAGACUUUAUGGUCUCCCUCGUAAGUUCAAACUUCAUUUAGAUUCGAGGCACCCAAUUUGUUUUAGCAUGCUAACAUUUAGUUAAUAGAUAUCUGAGAUCUCAGUGGAUGAAAGAAAGCCCUCCUCUCUAAAAGUCAGCCUAAUCAUCACAGUUAGUUUGCAAUUCCAUGCCUCAUUAACUUUAAAGUGCACAUAUUUCAGCGCUCCAUCUGCAUCCUCUUAUUUUUCCAGCCAUUCCAAAGGUGGCGAUCGAACCCCCGAGACCGGGCAAACUGCCUCCAAAUCAUCACAACCGCAUCCCCGAUAUAGAUCAGAGGAGGACCACAACCACCCUCCGCCCACCCGUGACUCAGAGGAGAAUCUUCCCUGUCAUUCCCAAAUCGACACCCGCUCCAACAAAGGCAACAACAACGACAACAUCAAAACCAAAGACCAAAGCUCCUCUCCCACCAAAGAAGACACCUUCAUCACCACGUAAGCCCGCUGUUCCCACCAAGAAGCCCUUAAUCCUAACAAGGAAGCCACCGACUCCCACGCGCACCCCACUAAGGCCAGUUCCACCCACCAGACUCCCUCCACCUCCACCACCUGCUACACCAGUGGACAACAGUAUCCAGAAAGAAGUGACCAGACAGAGAGGAGAUGUACACAGUAAGAACUCGCUUUUUCUUCCCUUCUGUCUUAAUUUUAUACAUGAGGCUCUCAUUCUUGCAACCCUUUACUUAUUUUUUAAAAUAAUGAGUUCAAGCUAAAUCCAAGGUGGUGUGAUUUUUUAUUUUGACCUGAAACAGAAUGUGCCCCCUUUAUUAAAUGAAAACACAAAAUAGGGUUGGACGAUAAACCGAAAAUUUACAGAUACUGAAAUUUACGACAAUAACCGUCAUUUUGCCCAUGUCAGUAUAUUCGGUGUAAAAAAAAUGAAUAGAUAAAGGUUGGUUUUGGAUGUGUGUAGGUAGGCUAUGGUCUCAUGUCCCUUUGAGACGCUGUCCUACAUCGGAGACGUAACUCCACCCCAUCCAGUCUGUAACAGAGAAGGAAAGACAGGUGAGGAGAUGGAGGACGGUUCAGAAGUUAUAGCGGCUGAAGUCGACAAAGUUAAUGUAAGAGGGGGUGAGCAGCUUGAGGAGUAGUUAUUGUCCAUUUAUCGAUAUUGAGAUGAACUGCUCAGUAUAUCGUGAUAUUGAUUUGAGGCCGUAUCGCCCAGCCCUAACACAAAAUUAAAAACUCUCUCUAAAUAUUUACAUGUAACCAGAUAUUUAAACUUGCAUUAAUUUCUGCUUUAUAUUGAACUUGUGUUCUUGUCUCUUUGAUUCUCCCUUUAAAUCCCAUCUAAUGCCACAUCCAAGCAUGAUGGCUUUUGUAAACCUUUAGGCUUUCCUUUCAUGUACUUCCAUGUCUUUGAAAUUAGGAACAUUUUAUGGUCAUGAAACCAGAGUUCUGCCCACAUCAAUGUCCAAUGACAACCGUGUAUUUAGUCAAGUUAAGGGAUAUCUUUGAAGUCCUGCUGCUCUUAAUUUCAGCAGAUUUUCAUCUAUUUCACUCCUUAUUCUGUUGUUUUUCCUUUCUGAGGGCAGCUUUGUUGCAGGAUGGUUUACCUCUCAAUCUGACAGAGGGAGUCAGUUCCUGAAGGAAAGCGACAUCAGCUCAUAGGCCUAUCUUCCAUAUCCUGUAACACUAAAAAAAACACCUGUGCUUUUAUUUUUGAAUGAAGGAGCUUUAUCAACCGCGCUCGGGUCAGUCAGGUUUGAAAUAGCUGAACCACACACUGUUAACAAAUCACUGCCGACAGCAAACAUGAGUAACACAAACAAACUGCUCCCAGGUUGCACAAGUACGUUUGUACCCUUUGUUUAUUUUUUGUCCAAGACUUUGACAUCAGAGGACUUUUUUUUCUCUCUCACAGUAUCAUCUUCAUCAGUUUUCUGACAUAUCUCCCCAAUCCAAAUUCAAGUAAAUUUGCAUACUUCUUGAUUUGAAUCCUGAGACUUUGUGUUUGUUGUGAAACAUUUCAUACCGAGGGAAAUCAGAACGGCUGCUUACCUGACAGAUGAUGUGUGUUAUCAUUUUCAUUUUGUAUUCAAACACACGGGUAUGUGGGUGUAAACUAUCUGAGCAGUUGGCAGUCAGUUCCCAUGUGUACACAGUUUAUCUGCCAGCUUAACACAUGACAGAUUUAAUACCGAACAUUUGGCAAGAAAUAGGAGAAUAUUUCGGAUGUUUGUGGGUGAAAGUGGAUGGAAAUGAAUGUAUAGUAUUUAAAAGACGGACCACAGGUAGUUUACUAAUCAUAAUACAGCCCCCGCAUUUCUAAAAAGUAGAUUUUAAAUAUGUAAAUUGAGCUUCAUCCACCCUCAUAUUACUUUAUUAUUGCCAGAUUGAAAAGACAUUAUUCUCUCCUAUUUAAAAAAAAACUCUUACUAACAGCUCUAGGAGGCUAAAUGUCAAAGUUAGAAGAUUUUCAUCGAGAGUUAGUUAUUUUUUGGCUUUCAUUUUACAAACACUUGUGCGUCCCCUUCUUGACUGUUGUUUAUCCACAUGCUACACUGUUCUUUCAGCCAAGCAUCUAUCCUUGACACCGUUUACUUUCAGAAAGCAUCUGCAGUCUCUGUUUGAGUCUGACGUUCUUGAUAGAAAAAAAACUAAUAAUAGGAUUCUAUUCAAAAUACCGUGGUAACAAGACAUGGGUGAGAUUGUUUCUCUUUGCUCCAACAAAGACAGUAAUCGCUGCAAUCAUCUGCUGCUUUCUCCUCACAGUGUCGUAUUCAUGCACCGCUCCAUGACACUGAAUAGUUUCUUAAUGAGAUAAUCCCUGUGACAUGUGACUCUGUAAACCCGAAACAUUCAGUUUGGGGCCAAACUCACUUCAUUUAAUGGAUGUUUUGUCUGCAGCUUAACAAUUUUUGUUCUGGCAUGUAAUGGAUAAGGCCGGCAGAAAUCUAUUCUUUAGUCUUUUGUUAAAUCCUCUGAAAAGACCAAAACCAACAAUGAACUGUUCGUAAACCAAGUAUUGUCUGUACACCCAUAUCCCCAUAUCACUGAUCUCUCUGUGCAGUAAACUUUCAUGAAUGUCCAGAAACUGUUAUUAAUCCAACAAUGACUCUCCCUCUUUGACUGUCUCCCUAAAAGUUGCCUUCAUACAUCGUAUUUAAGUAAAUGCAGAUGUGCCACGGUAAAAGAAAGAAAGAAAAAAAAAAACAAUAUACAUGGUUGCGCACCAUUAUUUGAAAUUCAGGUUGAACUCUAUCUGAAAAAUGCAGCUGAGAAUUUUACCCAAAUUCCAGUUUGCUUUGUUCUGUGUUUUGGUAACAGCUAAAAUUUAGAGACUGAAAAUAGCUGAGAUAAAUUCUCUAGAUAUCUCCGCCUGAGUGACCUGCCAAAAAUGUUUUAGGAUAUUGAUGAUACCAUUUUUUAAAAUUGCCACUUUGGCAGUAAAAAAAAAACAACAACUUUAAGACCCGGGAAGCGAUCAGGGACAGAGUGAUGGCAUUUAUUUCGAACCAUCCAAAACUAGAUUGAGUUAAGGAUUUAGGGUGCUGCUGUCACAAAGAGAGAGAAAAACAGAGGAGAGUGUGCUCCUUCUGCUUAAGUUAUAAUAGGAAUAGACUCAUAGACAAGAUUCAGUGGGCAGUGUCAGCCCCGACACCAUGUAAAGAGUUUAUGUAUCAGCCACAAUGAAUGCUGGUCCACUCUGCCUUUUUAAUGAGAAACUGAUGGGAGAGCUGGUAAACAAACUAGGCUACAGUUUUUCGCAGAUUGUGUCAAGUCUGCUCUGAUUUAACUCCUGAAUAAUAAGGAAGCAUUUGCAGAGAACUGUAGCCUCGCUGUAUGCUAGUUCUCCAGCAGUUUCUUUUAAAAGGGGUAAAGCUGACCAGCCUCUAUUAUGACUCAGUGACAUGUAACUCAUACAACCCCACUUCAACGACACUUUACCUCUUUGGGGCUAAAUCCUUUGUAUGACAAAGAAAGUAGAAAGCUGGUUGAAUAGAAACACAUGUACAGAUAUGUCAGUAGCCAUGAAAUAAAAGCAGGUAUUUGGGUCUUGUUGUGGUUUCAGUUGGGGUUUGGCCACCACACAGCAGCCUAACAAGUGCCAGUUUUAUCAGCAGGUAAAAGGCAUUCAAUCAAGUUGUAUUCAGCGUUUUCAUUUGAGCCAAAGGGCAAUGAACUAGUGUCUGUGCUACAAUGUCCUAUAAUUUGCAUAACAAGUACAUAGCAUAGUGAGCGCCUAAGAACGAAGCUUUCGCCCAAUAGCAGUUAUUAAAUAAAGUAAUAUUAUAUACAUAACCUCAAAUAUUACCUUUUUUUUCAAGCACAACCAACUUCAAAUAGAGUGAUUGGACUGCAAACUAGUCUAUCACGUCAAUCACUCGACCUACAGUAAACCAAAUUUCUUAUCUUAUCACUCCAUUAUUUCACUUGCUAAGUCACCAUAUACAUAUCUAGCAGAAGGUACAAUUUAAUGCACCGUUUGGUCCAGAUGCACCAACAGUUUUAUGUCGCCCAAACUUUAACCGAGACAGGAGUGUUUUUCUGCUCAUAUUUUCUUGCAAUGCUCACUUGUAGGCACAGCAAAAAUGAGUGUUUACCAUAACUUACAUUAAGCUCCUUUGACAGAGAAAUGUCUGUUGAGAUUCUCCAGAAAAGUAGAGGAAAAUACUCACCUUGCCAGAUGGCACCACAUAAUUAGAAAAGGGAAAGAAGGAAGAGAGGAUUACAUUAACACCUGUCUGCACUGCUUGAGGGAGACAUCAAUCUAAUAGUUCACACCGUGGCAGAGUCGUUUCACAAAUCACAGCUUCCAGAAAAGGGUUUGAAUAAGAUGAGAGUGGGAGGUAGCAAAGAUACUGCUGAGUGAUUAUUCAAAUAAUUAGACAGAAAUAGAAAUCAUUUGAAUAAACGUCUUGUGGGAUGAAGAACAACUCAACUGUGCUUCAGGUGCAGGUGUGUGCUUCAGUUUGAGCAAGUGGUUCUAGCCUGGACUCCUGAAGAAACUGCAUCCAGGUAUAAUACUGAAUGUAGAUGUUUUUCUGUAUUCCCACUGCAGGAAUACUCUAAGGAAGAGUAAAAUAUGUGAGACUAUUUCCACCCAGGAAUUAGUGAAGAAGACUGAUAGCAUUCUGGAUAUAUAUCUGUAUCUUUAACGAAUAUUCCCCCACCUCAUCACAACGCAAAAUAGCAGUUUGUCAGUGCUCCCAGGAAACUAUAUUUUCAGCACAAAAUCUCUAAGAUGUCUCACUGAAUGGAACAUAAACAACAUUCACCUGAAAAGUCCAAAUUAAGAUCUCAUUUCAAAAUAUUGCAAGCCAAAAAUAAGAACUGAAUCACUGUAAUGAGUUUAAAAAAAGUCUGCCUGAACUAAAGAAAAAUUUAACUAAUGUUCAUAAUGACUUAUUUUAGGCUUUUUAAACACUAUGCCAAGUUUUUGACUGGUGGAGAAACAGACUGAAACUGAUACUGAAGCCUCUUUGUGACCUUCAAAAGACACAGAGACUAUCAGCAAGAAGGCUGAGGAUUUGACUGUAGUAAUAUUUAAUGCUUAAAACUACAGUGAGAGGGUAGGUGUCAAACAUGAUGAUUGACAGCAAGCUAAAAAACUGCAUGUUUUGACUCUUCCCGUGGCAAAUACUUACAGUGAGUGAUUUAUUUCACUGUGUGAAGACAUGAGGGUGAGGGUUUGCUUUAAAAACAUCACUUUUACAUAUCCAAGACAAGAGACAGGAGUCAUCAUUUUGUCUGCAGGCGGCGUUGAUAUCAUUUCAAACCAAAAGUGUCUCCCAGCUACUUUAAUAUCCUGAAACAAGAUGAUUAUCUGGCUCUCUCUGGUGAAUGUGACUCAUGAGUGAUAGAAAUAAGACAAAAACACUGUCUGUGUUCUGAGUUUGUGCAGAGUAGGACCAAGAUUGUUGGAUUUCUUUCUACAAGCUAAGCGGUGCCAUUUAGGUACCAAUCAGGUCAGUAGAUUCUGCAACUUGGGAGACAAUUGCUCCCCCAUGUUAUGCUAUGACAGUUACCUCCAGGCUGUACCUGUAGAUGUAAGGCACAAACAUAAGAACAGCAAUGAAAUCCUCCUGUAACUCUCAGUAAGACAUGUGAGGCUAUAAAAAUUCUUUCCGCAUCUUUUCUUUGUGUCUGACGUUCAUGAAGCUGAAAACAAAGCUGUUUAUUCCAUAGAAAUUUUAGUCACGUUUUUUACUGACAAAAGUAACAUACUUUAUAUUUCAUCAUUUACCAGAAAACUAACAAAGACAAGUUGGUCUCACUACCUCUGAAAAAUGAAAUGAUGAAAUAUUCAGUGGGCUAUGUGUCUAGAAAUACAGGUUAUUGCUCAAUAUUCUGGCAGCACAUAAAAAUCCCCCUGGAGCAGCUUUUAUUUACCUUCCAAAUAUUUGGAUCAAUCAAGCACAGGCUCAAAAGGUAAAACAAGGGUGAGAGUUUUCUAUGAAGUGUUUGCUCAUAUAUAGCCCUGUUUUUACAGGGGGGUUUCUACAAAGAUAGAGCUUUUUGGUUGUAUGUGCCAAGGUUUUAAAAAUGUCCCAGACGUCAAUCUAAUCUCCCCAGGAAUCAGGGUAACAGAUCUGAAAAGAUUUGUGGCUAGAGAGACUCACUCACUCAGGAUAAUCCUUUGGUCUAGCUCUUAAAAACUUAUAUUUGAACUGAUUUCUGUAUCAUCAGAGUCUCAUGGAAACGCAUCUCUUUACAGAUUCUGUGUAAAUAUGUUUUGGAUUAUGUGUAUUUAUGGUCCAAGAAGGGAAAAAUUUGCUUGGCAUUGUAGAGCAAAAGCAAAUCAGCAUCUGGACCACUUGACUGGACUGCAUCUGAAAUAAUCCAUCCAGCCCUCAGACAAGCAUUUUUUAAAUCGUUGUUUUCUCUUGAGGACGGACCAGACAUAGCCCGUAUUCUUAAUUUAUUGUAAUCAGCAUUAUUAUGUUAUCCUAGCAAAAUUAAGAGCAAUGUUAGGUGAAGAAAUCUGUUUCUUUUAGUUAGGUUAUUGUGCGGUCAUUACUGAAGUCGGUAUAACUAGAGAAGUAAGAGGUCAGCAACAUUCAUCUCUCGGGGGGGUGUCUAACUUGGAGUUAUGGUGUGUUUGAUUCUAAUUUAAUUUAUCCCUUUAAUGGUGAAACUGAGACUCACCAGAAACAGAUGAGCUGGUGCCCCUUCGAAAAAUGUCUCUUAAGAUCUAUAAACUGAAAGAACGGAUGAAGGAUUAUCACUGAACUGUUUUUAAUAAUGUCACUGCAUGGUGUUAAAAUGUCGGAAGAACAAUAACUGCUCAGUUUGUUUUAGUUUAUUGGGUUGCUGGACAAUAAUCCCACUCUGUAAUGUGAGAAAGGUUAAACAGCAUAUCUGUUGAAUCAGUUCGUCGUUGAAAGGGUAACUGGACUUGUUUGAGGUUCUUGAAGAUGUUCUCUUUGGAGAGAACUGGACUUGUUUGGCCUCUCUUCCAAAAAGCUUCUCCAGUUCCAAAGUGAGUGGGGCCAGAGUUGAAAAUUUAUAGCUUUUGUUUUUCCAACUUUGGCCCCAGUCACUUUAGAACUGAAGAAGCCUUUUGGAAGAGAGGCCAAACAAGUCCAGUUACUCUUUCUACGAGAUUACCCUGACCUGGAUGAAUGAAAACCUACGCAGACAUACAUGUUGAAUUUCAACUUAUUUAACUGACACGUCAUCACUGUAGAAGUAGUCUACAUGGGACACAAGACUUCAGAGAGGGCCUCAUUCCUAAAAAGUGCAAACACAGACACAAACAUACAGACCUGGAUGCCUGGGAUUGCUGGAGAGCCUUGUACGAGUGUGACCUCCUCACUUUCAGAUUCCUUCGCCCGUCAGACUGCGUCUCAGUCUGCCAGGUGGCUCUGACCCAGUGUGGGGUUCAACCCUCCAAGUUCUCAGAGGACCUGAGGGGGAUGAUGUCUGGUAUUCUUGGGCCUGAUGGUUCAAGCGCAGGUUACAUCACAAUUAUAGCACAAGAGCAAGAAUCUGGCGGUGACUACAGGAAAUAGUUUUCUUCAUAGUUUGUCUGAUCAAAUUGCACUGGCCUGUCCAAAUAAGGAGUGCAGUAAUACAUAAAAAUGUUGACCUUUUCAGGGAAAAUGUACUCAUAAGGGCACUUUAAAACCAGUAGAGACAUGUUUUAUUCUCGCAGAGCAAAGGAGCAAAGGGUCAACGCAUCCUCCACUACAAAAGGUCCAUCACUGUAAAAGUUAAAGAAACAACUUUCUAUGCUUCACUUGUCUGUUGACCUUUAAUAAGACAGCUUGGCUUUUGGUAUUUCGGGCAGCGUGACCCCGCUGGAGAAGGAAAGAGACUAUUUCAGGAGCAGCUACUGUAUGUGUGUAUGAGCUGGAGCUCUUGGCGGCAACAUUUUCAUCUGCAUUGCAUCAGAUGAACCAACGCCCUCUUCCCCGUUUAGAUUCUCAUUUGAUUCCUUUGGCGACUUCAGAACGACACAAUUAGACAAAAGCUUAGAUUUCUGAUGACGUCUAUCUUGUACAAAGCAGUUUGGUUCUUGACUCUUAUGGAAUAACAACCGAGCAAAAACUGAAUGAUUUAAAAGGCUCUUCAGAGAAAAAUGUAAUGGCAGGUCAUACACUUCAGAAAUGAAGUAAGGAGUUAAACAACAAUAAGCAGUCUUCACUGAACGACAGGUCAAAAACAAGAAGAAGAAAGACACAAAGAAAGGGUGUUUGAAAGAACGAGGAACAGCUUCAAUUACAGAAAUUUGCUCAGGUGAUAUUUGCUCUGUUUUGGGCAAGAAAUCGAUGGGGGGAAGCAAAGUGAGUGGGGUCAAGAGCUGUGUUACUACUGGAUUGUUACCAUGGCAAUACUGGUCUUGGGCCUGAGCUAGCCUCGGGGUGAAGUGUCUGUUUUUUUCAUGCUUUGUAUCACUCAGUAUUUUUUUUUUUAGAUUUAUAAAAGAUAAAUUCUGGCUUUUAACUACAGACAGGUCUAAAGUAUUUUUUAAACAUCGCUCUGUUGUCUCCACAGGUUUCCUCAAGUAUUCUGCUCCUUCCUUUUAUGAAACCAGUGUAUUGUCUCUGGAUACAAAAGCACUAAACCAUGGCAUUGAUUCCACCUUGUUACACUUCUCCAGUAGAUGAAUUAAACAAAGCCACACAACAGCCACAGGCAGGGGUCCCGUUGAGCAAAUAUAACACCAUUGUUAAUCCUUUAUCUAAACCCCGCAUCUCUGUCUUCCUCUCUCUCCUCACAGUCCCCAGGAACCACGGGCAAAACGGCAUCCUCGGCAUUGACUUUGACAUUGAGCUUGGCAACACAGCGGAUGAAGCCAAGGACGACCCAGGUAAACACGACACAUUUGACAGAGACAAUCAGCAGCAGCACGGCUUGUUUGGCAUACUGCGGGGCUUAAACGAUGACAGACGAGCCACAUUUGCAGCGAGCAAAAUGAAAGUGACAAUCAGCUCCUGCUGUGGCGGAGAUAUUUUAGUGACCAGAUGUGUUUUGAUGGGCAUUUCACCAGGAGGUGACGCAUGACAUCUGGCCAAACCUUUGUAAAUAAUGGCUCCUAGCCCAGAAAUAAAAGCCAGACUUUCCCACUUUUCACAUUAGGCUGUUUUGAUUGCUUGAAUGAUGAAUUGGUAUUUUUGGGAACAUCAACUCUCUUCUCCUGGCGCCCUGCAAAACUCAUGAUGAGUUCCAGUGAAAGAUUUCUUCUGUGAAGAGACAGCAUUUUAUCUCUCAAAUUUACUCAUUUUGAUUUAUUGAUGUCAGUGGUAUGCAGAUUAAAUUGCCUAAUGAUUUGGUUACGUGUUUAUUUUGGUUCACAUCAUUUGCUCUGCGCUGUCAGGAGAGAGGGAGCAUUUUCAUUGGCUCAGAAAAUGAACUGAGAAGUGUUUUCAGGAAAUACUGUUUCAGGGACAAAGUGAUGGAUGUUAUUCUUAUCUCUGAACCAAUUUGUACAGCGAUGCAUGGAUGAUACUACAACUAGUUUGCCUGCAUUCCCUUAAUGUUAUUGUCUCGGCAUCAAUGCUUGGAUGAAAAUCACAAGUUAUUGGAUAUUAAGAGUCUCUGUUUUAUCCGUAGUGCAUUUCAUUAUAGUGCAGAGUAUGAUUCAGUGGUCUAUAUGUCUAGAGGUAAAUACACACAGGUAGCACCCAUCUUCCUGCAAACAUAUGAUUUUUUGCAUGAAUGCCUUUCCACUCAGGAUUCAUGCAGCUCCUCUCCACCUUGAUUUUCCCUCAGUGCGACAGCUCUCCUCAGAGAUUAGUACAAAUGUUUACUCUUUUACUGUUUCAUCAAAAGGUGCUUCAGCAGUCCUUUUGCUCCCAGUCAUGUAUCAAGACACGCAGCGGGGCUCCUGUGAAGCAUUACACAGAAAAGACUCACGUUUUUUUUUUUUUUUUAAUGUGUGUGUGUUCUCUGAAAAUCUUGUUCUUUUCCCUGAAGAGUCUGGCUUCCUGAGCUGCUCCUUUGAUGACGGUCUCUGCGGUUGGAUCAGGGACAAAGAUGGAGACCUGCACUGGGAGACGACGCCUGAUCCGUCAGGUAAUUGAGGGCAGGGGUCAACGGUUCUCAAUCAGGAAAAACUGUUGAUUUUAUUGUCAGUAAUUGGAAAUGAGAAGAGCUGCAUUCCUCUGUUGACAUGCACACACAUGCGCAGACAAUCAAAGCGGUUAAAUUUUCUUCUAUUCAAUUACAGGUCAGGUCAAAAUGACUCGAGGGAAGUAGUUUGUCUUUUGUGCAGAUUAGUGCCUCGCCCUACAAAGCGCUGCAAAUGAGUAGCGGAUUAAGCAGCCUGUCAGUGAUACCUGUGGCUUGCAUUAAAAGGGAACACAACACUGUUUUUUCUUGGGGUUCACACAAGGAGGAAAUGUGAUGUAUAAUGUAGAGAGGGCUCAGUUAACAGAGUGUGAAGACUAAACAGUGCUCGACUGGCUCUGUUUAAGCAACACUAACUACAUCUGGCUCCUCCUGCCAACUGGCGUAGUGGAGCUGUGGCUAGUGUGUUUCCAGACAUUUAGCUUCACUUCAGCCAAGAUCCUGCUCACUCAUUAGAGGAAGCACAUUUUCGCACAGACUUUUCAAAUCCCCCAGAAAUCACAGAAAAUGAGGAGUGAAGCCUUGAUAAAGAUACACGUUUGCUUUCACUUUUUAGUGGCCUGCAGCUUAUCACAACUCUUGAGUUUUAAUGUAGGUGUCUAUGUAACUUUUAAUACCCCAUGUGUACACAAAAAGCACGUCACUACUUACUGUUUGUUACUGUGAGGUGUUUUGGACAGACUGCCUUGUUUUGGCACAGCUUUGGAGGCGUUUUAUAACUUAUGCAGAGAUCUUCUGCAGCCUGCGGAUUUUUGGUGUAACACCCCUGUGGUGAACCGCAGCCAUAUACAGGUCUGCUGGGUAAGCAAAAUGCAUCAGCAUUAAUCAACCAUUACCCAGGGGUACUUUCACCGUUAAAAUUUUAAAACUAUAGCCGUAAUAUCACUAAUUUAUGCAUGAAUUAAUUUAAGAAAAAUCAAUUCGCUUCUGGCAACAGACUGUAUUUUUAAUGGCAAAAAUUCCUAAGUGGGUCAAGGUUUUUUUUUUAUUAUAGUGGUUAUUUUCUGUUUUUUGAAAAUACAUUUAUUGAUUAAUUUUUAUUCGCUCACUUGGUUUUUGGUUGUGCUGGCACCCAGAUACAAUAAAGUGAAGAGUGGGAUAUUGCUUCGCAAAAGAUUAAAAGCAUUAUAUUUGCAAGCAACCUCUUCUUUCAGGAGCCAAGUCCCACUCCCACAGACGUUGCUGUUGACAGUUUGCAUAAGUGCGACUCCUGAGGUAGAAAGUGUCAAUAGUUAGGUCUGUCAAUCAUCUGAAAUAAACCAGGGAUUAAAGCUGCUGUUUUGUUUUUCAGAUGUUAUUUUCCAAAAGCCACAUGCAUCAAAAUAGAAAUACAUCUGCCAACCUCUACCUAGGUACCUGUGAAAAUACUCUAAAAAUGACAUGUCCCAAUACAUAAGCAUAUAACUACCAGGGUUAUAUGCACACCUUGAUAUAUAACUGUAUAGUGAGUCUAUCUGUUUGGGCAAACUGAUCGAGUUUAAACAAUUUAGAAUAGUCCCCUUUUCCAUUUCUUCUCAGUCCUCAAACUAUAUCAAGAAUUACAAUUGUGUAAAGUCUGGUUAGUGCAAAAAGAAAUGCCAAGUGACAUUAACCUGUACUACUAUUUUGGUAACGCUUUAUAAUGAGGGUACAUGAAUAAUCAUGAGUUAGAAAACAAUAAAAUCAUGUCUGAAUUAUCAGAUGAACUAUCAGUAUUUCACAUGAAUUUACAGUAUCUCAUGCCUUACUUCAUGUUGACACAUUACAUUAACUAAUGCAUUAACCAAGAUGUGUGAUUUAUCACGACUCAUUUAUUAUUAAUGAUGUUUAUGGACUCCUGCAUUAUUCAUUUAAUGUUCAUGAGGGCUUUAGGGCUCUGCUUUAUUGGAUGGAUUAGUCAUGAUUACAAUACCUGAAAUUCAACAAAGUGGUCAGUUUUUUUUGUCCAGUCUUGUAACCUCUUAAACAUUCCUGUAUAUUUUUCCAUUCACUCAAUUAAUACAGUGAGAUAUAACAGAACAACCAACAAGCAUGCACUAUAAAAUGUUUUCAAGGUGGCAGGAUAUGCUGCAAGCUAAAUGUUUUUUUUAGCGCACAUUUUUCUAUAAAGAGUGAAGUGUCUACAAUAAAGAAAUUCAGUUCAUGUACUGAACUCGCUGAUAUUGAUAGUUGCUGGUUCCUUCCACAGGUGGACGUUACCUCACCAUCCCUGAAGUGGGCAACAAGAGGACUGGGCGAGGGGCUCGGCUAGUCCUCCCACUCACCCCACCCUGGAACGACGGCAAUCUGUGUCUAUCGUUCCGCCACAAGCUGGCAGGCCAUCACAUGGGCAUGCUGCAAGUGUUUGUCAAGAAGGGGAAGCAGUACAGUCCUGCAGUGUGGGGCCGGACGGGUGGAAACGGCUGGAGGCAUACGCAGAUCACAUUAUGGGGCACGGGGCUUGAAAGUGUAAGUACAAAAGAGGAUAUGUCGUGGAAAUUGGUAUUUCUACAGGCCCUUUGGGCUAGGUCUAAAAUUUUAGCCCUUUGUUUUUGUUUAACAUUCUGCCUGUACCUUAGGAUGGUUUGUCCUAAAUGUGAUUAACUUUAAUAAGAUAAUGAACAUUUUACUGAGCAUUUCACUGUGAGAAAUCUCAACACUAGACUGUACGAUCUGAAGUAAGAGCUCAAAUAUGUGCUGUUAUCUGCUAAAAGCUUACACCCACCCUACACCUACAGUUUGCUCAGUAAAUCCUCAGUCUGAACUCAUGUUGAAUGACUUUCCGUGACAAGAUUCAAAAUGACCCUCUGGACUAUAAAGAUGCAUGAAGUGGAUUGUGAAAAGUAUUACUUCAUUUUCCCUACAGAUCAAAAAUAUUCAUGAAAAAUAAUAACAUGUCAACAUAAAAUCGAUUUUAAAAAGUACAAAUGGAAUGGUAGUGUAUUUCAUUUUUCCUGGCAUUUACUUAAAAUAAAAUGGAAGUAUAGUUGCUCUUUAUAAUUUCCUUGAAGGAACUUUCACAAAGAAUAAAUAAAGUUUUAUCUAAUCUAAUCAAAAAUAAUCAAAUCUAAUUUGAGGUCCUUCUGUGGGACCUGCUAUCCCUCUCUCAUUCACUGAAUCAGCUCACUUGCUCCUGAAGAUUUGUAACUCUGAUUUAAAAAGUGGAGAAGGGAAUUGUUUUUAUCACUGUUUAUAAGAAGUAAAUCAGUUGCAGCCAUCAUUUCAAAGAGUCUAUUUAAGAUUGUUAACUCCAAGUUGAGUAACUUUUUAUCACAGAGUAGUUGAUUGUUAUGUAUGUGUUGCUGUUGUUCUCCAGGUCAUCCUGAAGGGGGAGCGUGGGCGGGGCAGGAUCGGGGAGAUGGCGGUGGAUGACAUCACUCUGAGGAAAGGCUCCUGCACAGAGGAGCACAAUCUGAGGAGACUCUGA